AUGGAUUGUUCCUGCAGCCGACUGAGAGAGAAAGCGCGAGAGAGAGAGGAAGAGAGAGAGAGCGAUGCUGAGAGAAGUCGGCUCUGCACAGCAUACUGACACAUGCACACACACUUUCCCCCCAACACAUACACUCACACACACUCUCCCUGAUACGCAAUCUGCUUAGGAUGCAAGAUAAACACUGACAGGGAAAACUAAGACUGGGUGAACAGCCUGUUUGACUGCUGAGGAACACAGAAGACAACAGGACAAGAGGAAGAGGAAGAGGUUACUACCUUCAUCCCUGCUGUGUCGUACAGCAACAGUUUCACUGCUGUCAUCUGGACAUCCAACAAGAGCCAGCUUCCAGAGAGAGGGGACACUGAAGACACACCUCCCCAAACAGGGAGAGGUAGCAAGGGCAGGACGAAGGGUGAUUGUACCCCCACCUUGGAGGUUUUUUGACAUUCCCUGUGGAUGUCCUCUCCACGUCCCCAUGAAGGCAGGGGAGGUUCUAGGAGAAGUCUGGAUCACAAGAUGGCACAGAGAUCAGGAGGGGACGGCACCCCGAAAAAGAACACAUCCCUCAACCUGGUCACAGGGUUCUUUCACUACCUCCGUGGUAAGUGGGACAUAGUGUGUGUGUGCGUGUUGGGGCAAAGUGUGUGUGUAUGUUUGGGCAAAGCGUGUGUGUGUGUGUAUGUGUGGUUGAAAGAGGGAGAAUGGAGUAAGUGUGUCUGUGAUUGAGAGUGUAUGCAGUGUGUGUGUGUGGUGUGUGUAUGAGAGAGUGAGAGAGUGUGAGAGAGAGAACAUUUGCAUUCGCCCUUCCAAUUUAGCCUUUCAGGCAGGACACCACUGGUGGGGUAGCGGUUGUAAUGGGGGACAGGGGAGGUAUUGGGGGGCAGUAAAGGGGGCGUUUCCACCUCGGUAGUGGGGCAUAUAGAGGUCGCUCAUCACUGUGCCUGCAGCAGGUGAACCAGGUAUAAUGAGCAGAUGAAUACCGCUGGCUGUGUCACGGUUCACUGACCCUCUGCCUAUCUGUCUGUCUACUUGUCUGUCUACCAGCCAGUCUGUCUGUCAUUUGUCUGUCUGUCUGUCUACCUGUGUUCUGCCUGUUCGUCUAUCUGUCUGUCUCUGUCACUGUCUGUCUGUCUGUCUGUCUGUCUGUCUGUCUGUCUGAAAGGGGAUCGCUACUCCAGUCACAUCAUAGUCAGUCGGCAGAUAACUGCCCCAGAUUAUAGUGUUCGUCAUAAUGUUGUUUCACUAAGGUAACUUUCCCCAUAGGGGUCAGGGAGGGGAGAGUGUGACUGGGAUGAGACUAACGAUCGUGGCUAUUCUGACUAAUCAAGCGUGUCAAAACGCUGCUGUGAGGUUUUGUUGCUGAGAAAGGCUAUUUCCUUUGUGAUUAUUGAAUGGAAGUGUGUAUGUAUGUGAGAGAGUGUAGUGUGUGUAUGUGUGGGUGUGCAGUGUUUCCUCUAGGAUUUAUUUUGGAGGGGGGUCAUUUAAAAGCGCAUCUCGGCAGAAAUAUAUAAUAUUUUUUGCAGCGGUGGCAACAAUUUAGCAGCGGUGGGCCACGAAUAUAGAGGAAUAACAGUGUGUGUGUGUGCCGCUCAAAGUCACCUCGUCCCUGAGAUGGAGAGAGCUUGGCACCACACACACAUAGACCCCCACCAACAGUCCUCCUUUCUCUCACUCACACACACACACACACACACAGACAUUUUCAUCAGUUAGUCUCCUCAGUAUUUUUGCCCUGAUACGGACCUGAUCAAACAAUUAAUCCCCAAAACCAGGACCUGCUCUGUGACACGUGUGAAAGUGUGUGAAUGUGGGACUGCAUUAUGUAUGAACACCUCCCUCCCUCCUCCUCCAUCCCUCCUUCCCUCUGCAUCUACCUACAUUAGUCAGUGACACACUAACCGACUUGUGUGUAAUCAAUCAGUCAGUGUGUUUCAUUACGGCAGGCAGGCAGGGGAAAGCACUGUGUCAGAUGUCCUCUCUGGGUGAUAAGGCGAUUAUCUCAAGGAUUUUUCUCACUGCUGCAGCCGGGGUGAAGAAAAGCUAGCCGUCACUUGUGCCAGUCAAAAUUAUAUACAUUGUGUGUUUUGGAUGGGGUGACUGGAAUAAGAUUGAUGUGUUUACGCAGUGUAAUAUGUGACAGUGUGAUAGAAAUGGUUUUGUGGAUUGUUGGGCUAUAAAUCUGUGUAAUUCUAUAGGGAUGAUGAAUUGCAGUGUAUGUGUGGUGAAUAUCGAAUGGAAUAUGAUGUCCCAUUAAUGUGUUGAUAUAUGAGACAGUGUGAUAGUGAUACACAGUUUUCUGCAGAUUAUUGUGGUGUGAGUCUGUCUGAUUCUUUAGUGAUGGAUGAAAUACAGUUUACUCCAAUGAAUCUUCUAGUAACAUGACGUUCAAACAGUAUUCCCCACUUUUGACCAGAAAGUUGCUCUUCUUCUUCUUCUUCUUCUUCUUCUUCUUCUUCUUCUUCUUCCUUUCUCCCGCUCUCUCUUUCUCUUUCUCUCUCCCUCUAUCUCUGUUAGUCAAUCUUUCUCUCAGUGUGAAGGACCCACCAGCGAUUUAUGCUUUGUCCUAAUUUAAGUGGAUUAGCUUUUUAAGGUACAUCGUCAGUAGUAUUGAUUGUGCCUUUGCUAAUAGAUUUUUAUUGCUGGAACCAUAACAAACUGUGCCCUUCACUUCCAAAUAAAUAUGCACAACACACAUGACAUUAUGUACUUUUAUGGUAAUCAACAUACUGAACAGGCAAAGAGAUAGUUGGGGGCUUAUUGUGAAAUGCAGGAAUUAGACAUGGCCUUCUGUCACUCAUGACCCAUUUUUUUCAUAAAAGGGCAUCCUUUUAAAAAGGCACAUGUUUAUCAAUCAGCUUGAAGAGGGGAUAGGUUGGUGAAAAUGCCAUCUGAAUGUCAGAUCUAUUCUCAUUGAGCAAAGUACAGUAGAGCAGAGCCAGCUAACCACUUAGAGACAUUAGGCAUAGCAAUGCACUGGAUAUGGAAGUUGUUAAUCAGAGUCAUCAUCCAUUAAUAAGGCCUAACUCAAGCUAUUUUCAUAACAGUGCAGUACAGUUAGAAGAAAAUAUAUCCUGUCCAUUCUGUUUGUUUGUUUACAAAGCAUGUGACCAUUAUGUUUAUGAUUUUCAGAUGAUCAAGAGGCGGUGCAGAAGAGGACGUUCACUAAAUGGAUCAAUUCCCACUUGGCAAAGGUAAGAGUUUGUCGUCUGUCUUACUGACUGUCUGUCUGGCAGGUCUUUGUAGUCAUUGUUGUGCAAAUACAAAAGGGACUACAUUAUAAUAUGCCAUUUAGCAGACGCUUUUAUCCAAAGCGACUUACAGUCAUGCGUGCAUACAUUUUUGUGUAUGGGUGGUCCCGGGGAUCGAACCCACUACCUUGGCGUUACAAGCGCCGUGCUCUACCAGCUGAGCUACAGAGGACCAUUACACUAAAAGGGGCAUUAUCACCAUUUUCAUAGUAUUAUUCCAACCUCAUAGUGUGGAAAUAUAUAUAAAACACAGGAAAACAAUGUGUUCACUGCACUGGGCCUUUAAAGGUAUUAGGCUAACCAGUCAUGAGACUUGGUUGUACCACCCCCUAGAUCACAUGCAGGCCAGACACACAUGCAUGCGCAGCACACAAGCUCUCAUCUGUAAGUCACACUACUGUUCCUUCUCACCUGACCUUACAUCAGAUAGCCUGUGGACAGCUUUCAGUCUUAACUCAUACAAAAGUAAUUAUAGCUAUUUGCUUUCAACAAAAGCAAUUUCUGUUUUUUUCCCCUCCAGUACAGUGUACUAAAUUAGGAUCUGUAUCAUUUCAUAUUUAUGACGUUUUCCAUCUCUGCAGGCUAUAGUCUAGACAAGGUUUGGGCUCAGAGAUUGGGGCUAAAACAGAACCCUACUCUUCCUUUGCAAUUAAUUUGGAUUGUUCUGGAUAAGAGCGCAAAUCCUUCAUUUGCCUUCCUAUUAGGCUUAUCCUACCAUUUAAGCAACAGUGUUUCUGUAACCUAAACUAUUACAGUUGCCGCAACCGCAUGCCUUGGUCUGUCAUGUGCAUGUAAUUAUGGUAUUAUAACGUAUUAGGCUCCUCAAUUUAACCCAUUACUGCUUGAAGAGCAUGUCGGGGAGCGAGUGGACAAGGCGACCGCGGCACAGUGCCACGCAAUUAAACGCUAUUUCAAUCCGAGCCGCCGCCGCUCUCAAGGUUUCCAAUUUGAUUACGACAGUGGCCGCAUUCAUCUGCGGUGACGCGGAGCAGAAAAUUCAUUUGAGGAGGCAGUCUGCAGGGAAUAAACCUUGACAUGAUAUUAAAUAUCAGAUAUCAGGACCUUUGCAGCAGAAAAUUACUCACCACCAAAAUAUUUAAAUGUCCUAGAUGUGUUAUAGCGUUUAAAGUAAAGACCUAAUCAUUUAUUUAUUGCACUUUCUCCCCACACAGCAAAUAGAUUAAAGACAUCCUCCAGCGAUUUUUUAUAUCCCAAGUAUAAAUACAGUACGCAUACUAAAAUAAGUACACACACUAAAGGGUAAAAUAAACAGUUUUGAGGAAAAUAUCUGCAAACUUCAAGGUGUAGGGCAUUCAAAGACUUGGUCUGACAGAGAUUCGUUAUGUCGUCUCCCCCCCAUUUGCUUGAGGAACAAUAGAGGAGCAAUAGAGAACAGAAGAGGAAAGCCCCCCCCCCCCCCCACCCCGUGCUAUGUCAAGAGGAUACCUGGACCACCUAUUGAGAUGUGCCUUUUGUUAUGUAAAUCAGGUGAAUGAGCUGAAUAGGAGACUGGAGUAGGACUUUUUAAAGUCAUGUAGGGCGGUGCUUUACGCCCUGCUUCUGGGCUACAUACAUGUCAUAUUAACAACCUAAUUUUAUCCUAAUCACCAACCUGAAACUCUGUGGAUGAUAUCUCAUCAAACCAUCUGGAACGGUGUUGAUCCCCCAUCAACAUUUGUGGUCCUCUGUAGCUCAGCUGGUAGAGCACGGCGCUUGUAACGCCAAGGUAGUGGGUUCGAUCCCCGGGACCACCCAUACACAAAAAAAUGUAUGAACGCAUGACUGUAAGUCGCUUUGGAUAAAAGCGUCUGCUAAAUGGCAUAUUAUUAUUAUCAAAGCACUGGGGAAGAUGAACAAUAUCAAGAUAGGGGAAACAGGCUAGACUUCCUGACAUAGUUUGCUCUUUACGGUUAAACUCGAUAUGUUUGAUUUAGGCUAUUCUGGAAUGAUUAUAUCGCUGCUCUGUGCUCUGUCUAAAUAGCUUUUAAAUUCUUAAAGGUAAUUGCUUAGCUUUUUUUCUGACUCGUCUCCUGUUGAUUAAAUCCCCCCCCCCCGCCUCCCGCCAUCCCUUCUUCAUGGCGCAAGCCUAUUAACCUCUUCCUCCUCGAGCAUGAUGUUACCGUAGCGACCGAUGUCAGCAUGUAGGUCUAUUUGUCUUAGUGGAUUGCUUUGUGUCAGGUUGGUAAACGGGUUGGUAAACGGGUUGGUAAACUGAAAUGGCGAAGAGAACAUAGAGGGUGUCUCUCUGAGGUUGCCUUGUUGAGGGAAAUAAUUAUGCCUGUGGUGAAGUGCUGUUGGCUGAAACCUAGCUUACUAAACUCCACUCCAUGGUGAAGGAAGUUUCUGAUAAACUCCACCAACAGAGUGGAGCAGAGACCAGGCUUUGUGGAAUUCAUCUCUAACUACAUUGAUUCGCCCAAGGUCAAUACUUAAAAAAAUUACAAUUAUGAAACGCUUACCUGAUACCUAUGUUUGUCCUCUGUAGUUGGGUGCCUUUCUUUGCUUUUUCAAUAAACGUUAAUCAAAUACAACCACCAACUGUUACCUUGUUGAGGUUCAAUUGGCACAUGCAUGUUUGCGCUGAUUUGCCAUCUUAGAGCAACAGCAAUGUGCAAACAGUCAGUGGCUGUAUUUGAUUAACGUUUAUUGAAAAAGUACAAGUAUUUCAGCAAACAAAGGCACGCAACUACAGAGGACAAACAGAGGUACAAAGUAAGCAUUUCCUAAUAUAAAAAAAAAAGCAUUGACCUUGGGCAAAUCAAUGUAGUGAGAGCUGAAUUCCACAAAGCCUGGUCCCUGCUACACUCCGUUGGUGAAGUUCAUCAGAAACGUCCUUCACCAUAGAGUGAAGUUUAGUCAGCUAGCUAAAACCAAGCCUAUGGGCUCCUCUAUAUAUGUUUGCCUUUGAAUGACCUGCAGUAAAACAAACAAGUUGAAAUACUUUCUUUUAUAAAACCCCAUGUAGAAAAAUGUUGUGAGGCCCUUUUUAACUAGUCCCUUGGAGAGAGAGGGAGAGGCAAGCUAGCUGAGAUAGUGGGUUAAGCACAGCUCUCCAGGGGUAGUAGGUCAUUACCAUAGUUAUCUCAGGCCUUUAAUUCUCAGCCUAAAGGUAUGUGAUUAAUCGUUAUAACGUAGGUAGGUGAGAUAACGCCGGUAUGAGGGAUACACCCUCUCCUUCCGCCUUGCUUUCUUCCCCCUCCCGGGCCUACCCCUCCACAGGUAACAAAAUACGAUUUCAUAUGAGCUCUGACAAAGGGGCAAAGAUAGAAGAGCACAGUUAAAUAAAAUAUGAAUGGUUUCCUGUUACACAGGGUAAUAUACCUUGUAAUUGAAGGUCUAUCCUGCAACUUUGUUGAACCAGCACCUAAAUAGCAUAGUAUGUAUGACAGUAUGAUUUAUUUUCAGUGCACAUCCACAUAUGCAAAACCAUCCCAAAGCAAGAUCAGCCAGCAUGGGUGAGCCAGGGAGAAUGUAUUUAUAUGCCUCUGCAUGUUGCACAGAAGAAUAUGAUUAAAGCACUCAGACUGAAGAGCUUUUAAGUUGUACUCAGCUACUCAGCAGAGAGCGUGAGAGUGAGAGAGAGCGAGAGAGAGAAGUCCCUCAUUUUCCAUUUUGACAAAUCCUCUGUGAGAAGGUUAGGGCUUAAUUAUGGGCUGGCCGGUGUGAGCGGCACGGCAGGCUCAUCAUCUCUCAGCAAACAGCUGGGCUAAACUAGCUGCAUUAAUCAGCUGCCAAGUGUUCCCAGAGAUUACUGCAAAGCCCCGCUGACCAUUGUAAACACUUUUUUCACCCUGUCUCUUACUCUUUCUUUCUUCUCUCAGACAUUAUGGCACACAACUCAUCCCAACCCCUCUUCCUCAUCCCACGUAACUUAUAGUUUCAAUAUUCUACUUCUCUACUCCUGUAUUUCUCUAUCAUAUUGUCAGUAUCUCAUCGUUAUUCUUCCCUGGAUCUUCAUCCAUUCCGUCUCUCUUCCUUCUUCCAUUCUCUCUCUCUCUCUCUCUCUCUCUCUCUCUCUCUCUCUCUCUCUCUCUCUCUCUCUCUCUCUCUCUCUCUCUCUCUCUCUCUCUCUCUCUCUCUCUCUCUCUCUCUGCACAUAAGGUCAUAGACAAGCACACUUACAGAGGCUGGGAUGUUCCCAAUCAAUUAAAGCCUAGACACUCACAUGUAAUUAGUUCCUAAAGCCCUUGAUUUAUUUAUCUGACUCCUGUGACUGAGCUGAGUAAAUGGAUAUUACUUCCUUAUUUUGUAAUUAGUAGAAAUUUCCUCAUUAGCUCUUGGAUUAUAACGAGCUAAUAGGUGAAUUUAACUUUAAUUAGCCGUGGCAUAAUUUGUCCCUCUGUAGAGGCCUCAGUAAAGUGUUUUUCUGUCACUCAUUGAAAGCGACACAAAUGCAUUGUGAACAGUAAAAUAUGUAAAGCAAAAUAACUAUUAGAAGUGGAAUUAAAGAGGAAAGCUAAUUGCUAAUUCAUUUUGAGAGUUGUGUGAGGUAGGAUCUUUACCUCUCUUUCUUUCUCACUCACUCUCUGUUCGCUUGUAGAACAUGUCUGGGUCUAGAUUCCCUAUUCCUUGCUUUCACUCUCUUGGUCUCCCUUUACUUUCCCUCCCUGCCUCCCUUCUUCCCACUCUCCCCCUCUUUUCCUCCCCCCUCUCUCGCUCUCUUUUCACUAAUCUCACUGUGAAUAGCUGAAUGCCUUUCCCUCUAAACCUCUCCUCAGCCCCACCAUGUGACUAUGCUUUAAGAGAAAUCAUUGAUGUGGCGUCUGGGAGAAAUUGAGAUAUGUGUCUCAGGUCAUGGAGGGAGUUCUUGAGAGGGGCUCACUUUGAAAAUCAUCAGCAUAUUUCUGGAUUUUGGGAUUCGGGACCCCUUUCAAAAGAGACUGAUCCUCCUAGCUGUCAAUCAAUCGUGCCACAGCCAAGCUUUCCUGUGGCUCAGCAUAUCCUUUUUGACAGGAUUUUGUGAAUGUACUGUGAUCAUGCAUAUUACAUGCUUGGAGACUUACUGCACUAUAAGCCAUGUUGCUUUUAUUACAUUAACCAUUAAGUCUACAAAAACAGAUCUUGAUGGGUUGAGUUUCCAAGAAAAGUUUACCUAAAAGCUUUAGUUGGGUAAUUACUGUAUCGCACAGAACACUUACGUAAACAUUAAACUAAUGCAGCUUUGUAUUGACUGUUGUUUCAUUUAAUUAAUCCUGUUUGUUAUGGUGUUGUUCCCCCCAGCGUGUCCCGUCCCUAGUGGUGACAGACCUGUUUGAGGACAUCAAGGAUGGAGUGAUGCUGCUGGCCCUGCUGGAGGUCCUGUCUGGACAGAAGCUGGUGAGUCCUGUACCUGCUCUGGGAUCAGUUUAACUAGUCUGCAAGUGGUCUCACUCAGGGCAGCAACAAAGGCCCUUCCUCCACUCGUGGCUUUGGAACAGUUUAACUGCACGUGGUCUUGGUCACAGUGUUGUUGACUCAUAAUAAAUACCAAUCCAUGCCCACCAGAUCCUCAACAUGCAGGAUUCAACUCCGCCCCCUUGAAGAUGUUCAACUGAAAUGACAGUAAGCUCUCAUCAAAAAACAGAGCAAUGAAAUAUAAUGAAGGCAGGGUUGACAUGGAAACCUGUUUGUAAAGGGCAUUUGAAGACUGAUUUUGAAUACUACUGUGAAAGACUUUCUCUGUGAACCCUGCCCUCAAAGCUAUGUUUACAGCAUAUCUAAGGACAUCAGUGAAUGUGAGAAUGGAAACGAUUACAUGGAAAUUACAUAAUAUUGAUUAGUCUUUAUUAGGAUGUUUGGUUGGAAAAAAGCAGGCUAGAUAAACAGGGAAAGGCCAGGGGGCACACACACACACACACACACACACACACACACACACACACACACACACACACACACACACACACACACACACACACACACACACACACACUGUUUGAUGGUCCCACAAGGCCAAUACAGCCUUGGGUCUAAGCUGUCUGUUAUAUUGAUCUCUUUGCUAAAAGGCAAACACACUCGGAUUCAUUUUCUCUCUAUCUCUGUCUCUCUGUCUCUGUCUCGCUAUCUCUGUCUCUCUAUCUCUGUCUCUGUCUCUGUCUCUGUUUCUCUCUCUCUGUCUCUCUGUCUCUGUUUCUCUAUCUCUCUAUCUCUGUCUCUGUCUCUCUGUCUCUGUCUCUCUGUCUCUGUCUCUCUAUCUCUGUCCCUGUCUCUGUCUCUGUCUCUGUCUCUGUCUCUGUUUCUCUAUCUCUGUCUCUCUAUCUCUAUCUCUGUCUCUCUAUCUAUGUCCCUGUCUCUGUCUCUCUAUCUCUAUCUCUAUCUCUAUCUCUAUCUCUAUCUCUAUCUCUAUCUCUGUCUCUCUGUCUCUCUGUCUCUCUGUCUCUGUCUCUGUUUCUCUAUCUCUGUCUCUCGGUCUCUGUUUCUCUAUCUCUCUAUCUCUGUCUCUCUGACUCUGUAUCUGUCUCUGUCUCUGUGUCUGUCUCUGUCUCUGUCUCUCUGUCUCUGUCUCUGUCUCUGUCUCUGUCUCUCUAUCUCUGUCUCUGUCUCUCUAUCUCUGUCUGUCUAUCUCUGUCUCUCUCCAUUUCUGUUUUCUCUUCCUUGUUUUUCAUGUUAAUCUUAUUCUUGUUUUCUCUGUUAUUCAAUCUGCCAUCUUUCCCUCUUUUCAAUCUCUUUCUACUUUCCAUUCUGUUGUUUUCCCAAUCUCUGUUUUCAUUAUUUUCUCUCUCUCCCUCUGUACCUUUUUCUUUCUGUUUAACAUCCUUCUGACUCUAUACUCUAUGUUUCUUUGACUCUGUCUUUUAUUACCCCCCCACCCCCUGUCUCUCUCUCUCUCUCUCUCUCUCUCUCUCUCUCUCUCUCUCUCUCUCUCUCUCUCUCUCUCUCUCUCUCUCUCUCUCUCUCUCUCUAUAUAUAUAUAUGUAUCUCUCUCUAUCCCCCCCCUAGCCGUGUGAGCAGGGGAGGAAGCUGCGGAGGAUCCACUGGGUCUCAAACAUCGGCACGGCUCUCAACUUCCUGGAGGGCAGAAAGGUAGGAGUGCUCCAUCUCUACCUCUCCCCCUCUCCUCUCCUCCUCAAUCCCUCUCCUUCUCUCCUCCUCCAUCCAUCUCCCCCUUCAUCCCUCUCCCCCUCUCCCACUGACCCUCUCCCACUCUCCUCCUCUCCUCCUCCAUCCAUCUCCCCCUCCAUCCUUCCACCCCUCUCCCUGUAUACUCAUCCAUCCCUCUCACCCUCCAUCCCUCUCCCCCUCUCCCUUGACACACAUGGUUCAGGUGAUGGCCUUGGGGUCAGAACACUGAAGACUGACCCCGCAUGACCCUUUCUCUCCUACAUUCCCCUCUCUACCUCCCAUCUCCCUUUGCCCUGCUGUAUCUUUCUUCCCCCUUCUCCAUAUCUCUCUCUCUCUCUCUCUCUCUCUCAAAUUGACUGUUAUCCCUCACUCCAUGAGAUCAAUGUAGUAUUCCAUCCAACCUUUUUAUGUGAGUAAAGUACAUGUCGGAUAAAACAUGUAAUGACAGGCCUGAUGGAAACAGAAACUGUGUCGGUAAACUUUCCAAAUGUCGACAAAACAAAAUACGCUAGACAAGGUGGGAUCUUUUUGUGUCGGUAAAUUGAAUAAUGCGAGAAAUGGCGGUGGAAACGCCUUUAUGCGCAAAUAUUGAUUUAAUAAACAUAAUAUCGAAGUAAACACAAUUAUAUAUUUUGUGGUCCUCCCACUAUGACUCGGGUAACCAUGCAGUUUAUUAGGCUGUAGAUGAAAUAAGUUAUGAUGAACUUCACAGGGUGUUGAAAGUGCACUGUGAUCCUGAUGCUCCUUUCCAAUAAAUAUCGAGGGUCUUAUUCUGGUGACAUGAUGAUCGAUGCUUGACUGCUGUUCGACAAAUAAAAAUAUUCUCACUUUUAUCUAUAAUAAUUGUCAGUGUUUGAAGUGGAUGUGGUGUUGGAGUCAGGCGCAGGACACAGAAGCUUAGUCCAACAGACUUUACUAGUCAGAAAUAUGACAAUACAAAAAGAACGGGCCUCAAACAACGGAGGCGAGCGAUACGCAAACAGUGCGUAAAACACGAAAUAUAAGCGAUGCGCAAACAGUGCGUCAAUACACUUAAAUACACCAGAGCAAAAUCCAAAACCCCAACGGACAGGCGGACAACAACACACAACUACAAACAAAACCAAAGGAAACUUAUAGGUGACAUAAUCAAUAAGUGAUAAGACACCGGUGCACCAAACAGACAAAACCAAACAAACAUAGAGAACAUCAAACGGUAGCAGCUAGUACUCCGGGGACGACGAACGCCGAAGCCUGCCCGAACAAGGAGGAGGAGCAGUCUCGGCGGAAUUCGUGACAGUACCCCCCCCUUGACGCACGGCUCCAGCCGUGCGCCGACCCCGGCCUCGGGGACGGCCAGGAGGACGUGGAGCAGGGCGCGUAGGAUGACUACGAUGGAACUCAGUCAGGAGGGAUGGAUCUAAAAUGUCCCUCCGAGGCACCCAGCACCGUUCCUCCGGACCGUACCCCUCCCACUCCACGAGAUAUUGUAGACCCCCCAUCCGACGUCUCGAAUCCACGAUGGACCGGACUGAGUACGCCGGAGCCCCCUCGAUGUCCAGUGGGGGCGGAGGGGUCUCCCUUAUCUCACUCUCCUGGAGUGGACCAGCUACCACCGUCCUGAGGAGAGACACAUGGAAUGAGGGGUUAAUGUGAUAGUUAUUGGGCAGUUGCAACCUGUAACACACCUCAUUCAAUCUCCUCAGGACUUUAAAUGGCCCCACAAACCGCCGGCCAAGCUUCCGGCAGGGCAGGCGAAGGGGCAGGUUUCGAGUCGAGAGCCAGACUCGAUCUCCAGGGGCGUAGACUGGACCCUCACUGCGGUGGAGGUCGUGCUCGCCUUCUGCCUGCGGAUGGCCCGCUGCAGAUGGACGUGGGCAGCGUUCCAUGUCUCCUCCGAGUGCCGAAAAAACUCAUCCACCGCAGGAGCCUCGAUCUGGCUCUGAUGCCAUGGUGCCAGAACCGGCUGAUAACCUAAUACACACUGAAAAGGGGUCAGGUUAGUAGAGGAGUGGCGGAGAGAGUUCUGAGCCAUCUCUGCCCAGGGGAUAUACCCCGACCACUCCUCCGGCCGGCCCUGGCAAUAGGAUCUCAGAAACCUACCCACAUCCUGGUUUACUCUCUCCACCUGCCCAUUACUCUCCGGGUGGUAACCCGAGGUAAGGCUAACCGAGACCCCCAAGUGUUCCAUGAACGCCCUCCAGACUCUAGAGGUGAACUGGGGACCCCAAUCAGACACUAUAUCCUCGGGAACCCCGUAGUGCCGGAAGACGUGGGUGAACAAAGCCUCAGCGGUCUGUAGGGCAGUAGGGAGACCCGGCAUAGGAAUGAGACGACAGGCUUUAGAGAACCGAUCCACAACGACCAGAAUAGUGGUAUUCCCCUGGGAGGGGGGAAGGUCCGUGACAAAGUCCACCGAGAGGUGAGACCAUGGCCGUUGUGGAACGGGCAGGGGUUGUAAACUUCCCCCUGGGCAGGUGUCUAGGCGCCUUACACUGAGCGCACACCGAGCAGGAGGAGACAUAAACCCUCACGUCCUUAGCCAAUGUUGGCCACCAGUAUUUAACACUAAGGCAGUUGCACUGUCCGGCCAAUACCUGGAUGUCCAGAGGAGGGUGACGUAUGAGCCCAAUAAAUGAGCCGAUCACUGACCUCGAGCGGCACGUACGUCCGACCCACUGGACACUCUGGGGGAGUAGGGUCGGUGCGUAACGCCCGCUCAAUUUCCGCAUCGACCUCCCAUACCAACUGGUGCCACCAGACAAGACUCCGGCAGUAUGGGAGUGGGCUCAAUGGACCUCUCCUCUGUGUCAUACCGCCGGGACAGGGCGUCUGCCUUACCGUUCUGGGACCCUGGGAUGUACGUGAUCUUAAAAACGAACCGGGUCAGGAACAUGUUCCACCUAGCCUGACGAGGGUUUAAUCUCCUAGCUGCCCGGAUGUUCUCCAGGUUACGAUGGUCGGUCAGAAUGAGAAAAGGGUGUUGAGCCCCCUCAAGCCAAUGCCUCCACACCUUUAGGGCUUGAACCACGGCUAACAGCUCCCUGUCCCCUAUGUCAUAAUUACGCUCCGCCGGGCUGAGCUUCUUAGAAUAGAAAGCGCAGGGACGGAGCUUAGGUGGCGUGCCUGAGCGUUGCGACAGUACUGCCCCAAUACCGGCCUCUGACGCGUCCACCUCUACCUGGAACGCUAAAGCGGGGUCCGGGUGCGCCAGCACCGGAGCCGAGGUGAACAGGUCUUUCAGUUUACAAAACGCCCUGUCCGCCUCAGCUGACCACUGCAAACGCACCGGGCCCCCCUUCAGCAGGGAAGUAAUGGGAGCUGCUACCUGUCCAAAACCCCGGAUAAACCUCCGGUAGUAAUUGGCAAAACCCAAAAACUGCUGCACCUCUUUCACAGUGGUUGGGGUUUGCCAGUUACGCACGGCUGACACACGGUCAAUCUCCAUCUUCACCCCUGACGCGGACAACCGAUGACCCAAGAAGGAGAUGGACUCCUGGAAAAACAGACAUUUCUCUGCCUUGACAUACAAGUCAUGCUCCAACAGUCUACCCAACACUCGGCGUACCAGGGCUACAUGCUCGGCACGUGUAGCAGAGUACACUAAGAUGUCGUCAAUGUACACUACCACUCCCUGCCCAUGCAGGUCCCGGAAGAUCUCGUCCACAAAUGAUUGGAAGACUGAAGGAGCAUUCAUUAACCCGUAUGGCAUGACAAGAUACUCAUAAUGACCUGAGGUGGUACUAAAUGCUGUCUUCCAUUCAUCCCCCUCACUAAUGCGCACCAAGUUAUAAGCGCUCCUGAGAUCCAGUUUUGUGAAGAACCGCGCCCCGCGUAAUGAUUCAGUCAUACUCGCAAUCAGAGGAAGAGGGUAACUGUAUUUCACAGUGAUCUGAUUGAGACUACGAUAAUCAAUACACGGGCGCAAACCUCCAUCUUUCUUCUUCACAAAAAAUAAUCUCGAGGACGCAGGGGAAGUGGAGGGCCGUAUGUAUCCCUGUUUCAGGGACUCAGCUAUGUAUGUCUCCAUAGCCGCCGUCUCCUCUUGAGACAGAGGAUACACAUGGCUCCGCGGAAGUGCCGCACCUGUCUGGAGGUUUAUCGCACAAUCUCCCUGCCUAUGAGGUGGCAAUCGUGUCGCCCUCGUCUUGCUGAACACGAGUGCCAAAUCCUCAUACUCAGGGGGAAUGUGCAUUGCGGGCACUUGGUUCGGACUCUCCACCGUGGUCGCCCCCACGGAAACACCUAGACAUCGCCCAACACACUGGCCAGACCAUUCCUUGAGAGCCCUCUGUUGCCACGAAAUGGUGGGGUCAUGGGUGACUAACCAAGGAAGCCCCAGCACCACGGGAUACGCAGGAGAGUCAAUUAGGUACAACUGAAUAAUCUCCUCAUGACCCCUCUGCGUCUUCAUCUUUAGUGGCGCUGUGACUUCCCUAAUCAACCCAGACCCCAACGGGCAGCUAUCUAGGGCAUGGACAGGAAAGGGUGCAUCAACGGGCAGGAGGGGAAUCCCUAACCUAGAACAACAUUUCCGAUCAAUAAAAUUCCCAGCUGCGCCUGAAUCGACUAGCGCCUUAUGCUGGGAAUGAGAUGCAACCUGAGGAAAUACUACAGGUAUACAAAAGUGAACAACAGAGAGCUCUGGGUGAGUGGGGCGCCUACUCACCUGAAAUGACUCUCCAGUGCGCGACCUGUUGUCCCGAUUCCCUGGAGACCCUCCCCAGCACCUAGCCGCAGUGUGUCCUCCACGGCCACAGCUGGUGCAGGGGACGGCCCCCCUCGGAUUCUCUCUCCUACUCCCUCUAGCGCCAGCACCCCCGAGCUCCAUUGGGCUCGGCUCGGAGGUGCUGGGGAAUGGAAUGGACGGCCCCAUCUCGGGACGUCCGCGGGUGGCCAGCAGGGUAUCCAGACGGAUGGACAUGUCCACUAGCUGGUCAAAGGACAGAUUGGUGUCCCUGCAGGCCAGCUCUCGACGAACGUCCUCUCGCAGGCUACACCUAUAGUGGUCGAUGAGGGCCCUCUCAUUCCACCCCGCAUCCGCCGCUAGAGUCUGGAAAUCCAGGGCGAAAUCCUGUGCGUUCCUCUUCCCCUGUCGGAGGUGGAACAGAUGCUCCCCCGCCGCUUUACCCUCAGGAGGGUGAUCGAAAACAGCCCUGAAGCGGCGGGAGAACUCCGCGUAGCUGAUGGUGGCGGCGUCUAUUCCCCUCCAUUCGGCGUUGGCCCACUCCAACGCCUUGCCGGAGAGACAGGAGAUGAGGGCGGACACGCUCUCGUAUCCCGAGGGCGCCGGGUGUAUGGUGGCCAGGUAGAGUUCCACCUGAAGGAGGAACCCCUGACACCCGGCUGCUGUGCCAUCAUACGCCCUCGGGAGCGAGAGCCGAAUCCCACUGGAUUCCGGAACCGGUCUGGUGGGACUGGCCGAUGGUGGUGGUAAUGUAGGAGGAGGUGUGGGCAUGCCUCCCCUUUCCCAUCGGCGCAGGGUGUUCAUGACCUCCUGCAUGGCGGAGCCGAGUUGAUGGAUCCUGGCGUCCUGGCAGCUGACCCGAUCCUCCAGCGACUCGGUCGCCGCCGCUGCUCCUGCUGACUCCAUUGAUGGUGUGUUGUUCUGUCAGUGUUUGAAGUGGAUGUGGUGUUGGAGUCAGGCGCAGGACACAGAAGCUUAGUCCAACAGACUUUACUAGUCAGAAAUAUGACAAUACAAAAAGAACGGGCCUCAAACAACGGAGGCGAGCGAUACGCAAACAGUGCGUAAAACACGAAAUAUAAGCGAUGCGCAAACAGUGCGUCAAUACACUUAAAUACACCAGAGCAAAAUCCAAAACCCCAACGGACAGGUGGACAACAACACGCAACUACAAACAAAACCAAAGGAAACUUAUAGAUGACAUAAUCAAUAAGUGAUAAGACACAGGUGCACCAAACAGACAAAACCAAACAAACAUAGAGAACAUCAAACGGUAGCAGCUAGUACUCCGGGGACGACGAACGCCGAAGCCUGCCCGAACAAGGAGGAGGAGCAGUCUCGGCGGAAUUUGUGACAAUAAUCUCGUCAUGUUGACUAGCCUACCCACACUGUAUCUGCUAGCUGUUGCACGUGCACGUGCCAAGACCAGAGUAAGCACAUUUGCUAUUUAACAAAACAGUUUUUGUGACAAAGUUGAAACUUCGAUGGAAUUACAUUGCACAUUGAUUUUUAUUUGGUACAUGAAAAGUACAUUUUGUGUAAUCACACACUGUUUUUAUCUGCAACAAGUCCUUUUGGUGGAAACACACCACUGGUGGGAAAAUUUGCAUAUUUUCUUUAUGCUGAUUUUAGAAUAUUUGCAUUAAACUCUGUUGCCAAUUGGAUGGAAACCUAAUUUAUGAGAUAGAUUCCCAGUAUUAGAUUACUAAUGCUCCACAUAGCAUGUCUUUGGAUAUACAUAAAUAAAUCCGCAAGUAUGAGCUUGCGUUUGGGGGGACAUUGAUUUAGCUUCUUCCUACACUGUGACAGGGUUAAACCGUAAAUCCUACAACAGUAAUCUGCAGUCUGGAGUGUAGACACUGAGAUUGGGGGUCUCUGCCAUGCCAUGCUGGGAGGGGUGUGUGUGUGUGUGUGUGUGUGUGUGUCUGUAUGUGUGUGUGUGUGUGUGUGUGUAUGUGUGUGUGUGAUAUAGACAAACAGUCAAUGUAAAUCUUAUGUGUGCGUAGACUGUAUUUAGAUUUGAUUUUAGUUCCUAUCCUCACUGCUCUUUUAUCACAUUUGCCAUUUCCCCUAUCUCCCUAUCUCAUAUCUGUCACGAUGGGAGCAUGAUUUAAUAUCUACUGUUGUCUACAGUAAAUGAUGUUCGGUCUCUCUCUCUGUCAGAUAGCUUUUAUAUAGGUCAGACUGGCCGUGUCCGAAUACCCAUACUUGCGUCCUAAAUAAUAAGCCGUUUGGGUAUGCGAAAAAAUUAUGUUUAAGAGAAUGUGACAUUUCGAAAAUCUAGCAGCGCCGUAAAGUACCUAAGUAAAAAUACUUUAAAGUACUACUUUUUGGGGGUAUCUGUACUUUACUUUACUAUUUAUAUUUUUGACAACUUUUACUUUACUUCCACUACAUUCCUAAAGAAAAUAAUGUACUUUUUACCCCAUACAUUUUCCCUGACAGCCAAAAGUACUCAUUACAUUUUCCCACGGGGGGGCAGUAUGAAAAACAAUUUAUGCACUCACUAACUGUAAAGUCGCUCUGGAUAAGAGCGUCUGCUAAAUGACUAAAAUGUAAAUGUAAAAAUGAAUGCUUAGCAAGAAAGGAAAAUGGUCCAAUUCACGCACUUAUCAAGAGAACAUCCCUGGUCAUCCCUACUGCCUAUGAUCUGGCGGACUCAGUAAAUACUCAUUGCUUUGUUUGUAAAUUACGAGUUGGAGUGUUGGAGUGUGCCACUAGCUAUCCAUUUUUUUUUUUUUUUACAAAAAUUGUGCUGAAAUCUGAAAUCGAGUAUAAUUUAAAUGCCCGGAUGUCAUACCCUUUUCGGCUUUGACAACAGCUGAUCAAUUAGAUAUGGGGAUGUGCUACUGAAAUCAACGAAUAACGGGAAACAACGCAAUCGCGCAUGACGCAUUCUCAGUAUUGCGAAAAUAGAGUAUGUGAAUUUUUGAAAAUCUAGUAUGGUUUAAAUGCCAGGAUGUUAUACUCACUUCAGCUCUUCAUCUAGCAGGUGGGCUGCGAGUGAUAGGCCCUAGUUCUCUUCAAGUAGCCAAGCAACAAAACUAGGCUACUUAAAUGGGAAGAUGCCGAAUAGCUAAGCCUCUGCGUUGGUGUUCAAAUGUAGGUGUAGUAUCGAGUAAAUGCUGGCAAUUAUUGCUGAUAAACAAAGGAGUCCGCUCAUACUGAACCUUGAUCAUAAGUUUAUUCAUAUCACAAGCUUUCAGCAUGAGUUACAGGUGUCAUGCCCACCCGGAGAGCGACGCCCCAGAUUGCAAUGGUCGCUCUAACCUGUUCUUCGUUUUCCCCCCAGUAUAUAUAAUCUCCCCAAGAUGUGGGUGGCUCCCUCUACUGUCCAAUCCCCUGUCUACAACACACUUCCUGUCUGUUGUAUGUGGCGUUACACUAAAACAUUCCCUCUUGAUACUAAAAUAAAACGUCCUCUCCGAUUCCACUUAAAAACAUUAACAACGUCAUAAUCUUCAUAUACGACAUAGGCUAAGUAGUUUUUGUUCUCCUUAAAAUUAUCAUGAGUAUUGCAUUAUAGGCUGCAUCUUUGAAAACAGAUAUUUUUUUUGGGGGGGGGAUUUCUGUGUUCUCAUUGAAAAGUGUUUCUUUUUCUCUUGGCCUUCGUCAGAGCUUUUAAAUUAAAUACUAAACCAUCUUUUUAUUUCUGAAUGUGUCGGCACCGGGGUCUCAGGAUGUGGCUGCGUUAUUGAUGUCAUGUUAAUCAGGCCUUUUGAUUUUUAGUUUUGUAGGCUAAGCUACCUAUUUAAUUAUUUAAUGUAUGGAUCAAGCCUUAUAGCAGUCAUUCUGAUCUCGUUCCCAAUGAUCAGUGCUUUAGUUUAUUAUGUUGCUGUCCAGUGGUUCUGAAUUUGCGAUGCACCCGGCUGUCCACGCUUUUCUGUACAGUAGCGUUUUGAUUUGAACAUUUGAAAAGUUUUGGUGUGUGUACUAGGCUAUUUGAUUAAAUGUGUAUACAGUGCAUUCUGAAAUUAUUCAGACCCCUUGACUUUUUCCACAUUUUGUUACGUUACAGCCUUAUUCUAAAAUUGAUUAAAUUGUUUUUUUCCCCCUCAUCAAUCUACACACAAUACCCCAUAAUGACAAAGCAAAAACAGGAUUUUAGAAAUGCAUGCACAUUUAUUAAAAAUAAAUAAUGGAAAUAUAUGACAUUUACAUAAGUAUUCAGACCCUUUACUCAGUACUUUGUUGAAGCACCUUUGGCAGCGAUUACAGCUUUGAGUCUUCUUGGGUAUGACGCUACAAGCUUGGCACACCUGUAUUUUUAGAUUUUCUCCCAUUCUUCUCUGCAGAUCCUCUCAAGCUCUGUCAGGUUGGAUGGGGAGCGUUGCUGCACAGCUAUUUUCAGGUCUCUCCAGAGAUGUUCGAUCGGGUUCAAGUCCGGGCUCUGGCUGGGCCACUCAAGGACAUUCAGAGACUUGUCCCAAAGCCACUCCUGCGUUGUCUUGGCUGUGUGCUUAGGGUUGUUGUCCUGUUGGAAGGUGAACCUUCGCUCCAGUCUGAGAUCCUGAGCGCUCUGGAGCAAGUUUUCAUCAAGGAUCUCUCUAUACUUUGCUCCGUUCAGCUUUGCCGCGAUCCUGACUAGUGUCCCAGUACCUGCCGCCGAAAAACAUCCCCACAGCAUGAUGCUGCCACCACCAUGCUUCAAUGUAGGGAUGGUGCCAGGUUUCCUCCAGAUGUGAUGCUUGGCAUUCAGGCCAAAGAGUUCAAUCUUGGUUUCAUCAGACCAGAGAAUCUUGUUUCUCAUGGUCUGAGAGUCUUUAAGUGCCUUUUGGCAAACUCCAAGCGGGCUGUCAUGUGCCUUUUACUGAGGUGUGGCUUCCGUCUGGCCACUCUACCAUAAAGGCCUGAUUGGUGGAGUGCUGCAGAGAUGGUUGUCCUUCUGGAAGUUUCUCCCAUCUCCACAGAGGAACUCUAGAGCUCUGUCAGAGUGACCAUCGGGUUCUUGGUCACCUCCCUGACCAAGGCCCUUCUCCCCCGAUUGCUCAGUUUGGCUGGGCGGCCAGCUCUAGGAAGAGUCUUGGUGGUUCCAAUCUUCUUCCAUUUAAGAAUGAUGGAGGCCGCUGUGUUCUUGGGGACCUUCAAUGCUGCAGACAUUUUUUGGUACCCUUCCACAGAUCUGUGCCUCGACACAAUCCUGUCUCGGAGCUCUACGGACAAUUCUUUCAACCUCAUGGCUUGGUUUGUGCUCUGGCAUACACUGUCAACUGUGGGACCUUAUAUAGACAGCUGUGUGCCUUUACAAAUCAUGUCCAAUCAAUUGAAUUUAUAAAACAAGUUGUAGAAACAGGAUGCGCCUGAGUUCAAUUUCGAGUCUCAUAGCAAAGGGUCUGAAUACUUAUGUAAAAAGGUAUUUCUGUUAUUUAUUUUUAAUAAAUUAACAAAAAAAUCUACAGACCUGUUUUUUCGCUUUGUCAUUAUGGGGUAUUGUGUGUAGAUUGCUGAGGAAAUGUUUUUAUCUAAUCCAUUUUAGAAUAAGGCUGUAACGUAACAAAAUUUGGAAAAAGUCAAGGGGUCUGAAAACUUUCCGAAGGCACUGUUACAGCACCUUGGUUUCACUAAUAAAUAUGUUGAAAUGGAACCAAAUUAUCUGUUUCUGUCUUCAGUCCUUUUUAAAUGGGAUAUUUUAUAUUUUAUUUAAUUUAAUUUAAUUUAUUUUAAUUUAAUUUAAUUUUAAUUUAAUUUUAUUUAAUAUUUAAUAUGCCAUUUAGCAGACGCUUUUAUCCAAAGCGACUUACAGUCGUGCGUGCAUACAUUUUUUUGUGUAUGGGUGGUCCCGUGGUUCGAACCCACUACCUUGGCGUUACAAGCGCCGUGCUCUACCAGCUGAGCUACAGAUGGGCUAUAUGGGCUAUAUUUUACAUUUUAGUCAUUUAGCAGACGCUUUUAUCCAGAGCGACUUCCAAUUAGUGAGUGCAUACAUUUUUCAUACUGGCAUGGGUCGAAUGUGAUAGUCUACCUAUAACCAGCCUGAGUAGGCCUAUAUCGCCAUUUCUAUUCAGAGUUUAGAGAAAUUAAUCAAAUUGGAAAUGAGUUAUUAUCAGGCUGGCAUGUCUGUUGAAUUUGGAAUAAUCCACCCGCACUCAGCCCCGCCCCACCUACUCAGCCAGUCAGGGGCCGCUACUGCGUUGCAACCAUCACAUACCUUUUACUAAACGGUACGUGCUAAAUAGUAUGCGAUGAUGAGUACAUAGUAUGCAGUUUAAGUAUGUAGAACGCUAGUAUGGGUAUUGGGACACGGCCACUGUUUUCUUCCGCACUACACCCUGUAUAUCUCACUCCUUCUUUACACUGUAUGAAUGGCCUUUCUUUGUCAUAUUGUUCAAGCAGUGUCCCUCUAUUUACUGUCAAACCACUAUCUCCCCUCUUCCCCUUUACACAGUCUAAGGACCCCAGUCUGAUAUGAAGUGCUGUAUUAUGUAUAAACUGCCUACUAGACCCCCUCUCUAGACCUGUCUCAGAUAUAGAAACAUGAAUUAUGUGUACGGUACUGCUCAGUCUCUGACCUCUCCCAACUGGAGCUUCUACAGCUUAUCCUUGUUAUGGAGACCUUUCCCACCCCAUAUUGUUCACACAGACUGUGUCCCUCCUCCAUACCACACUCCCAGUGUAAUAUGAUAACCUUUAAUGCUCAGACUGCUCUCCUCUGUAAUAUACCCUCUGAUAUGGAUGCUAUGAUGAAUGCCCAGACCCUCUCUCUCUAUGAUAUACCCUGCCCCCGCACUCCAUAGAGAGAGCUCUGCGUAGAGCACGAGCGAGAUGCGAGUAGGGAGCGAGACGCGAGACGUGCGAGCGAGAAGCUCUCGGCGCGCGAGCAGACGAGCGAGCGCGCUACGAGAGCGGAUUAUCGCACUCUCGAGCGACCUCCCUCUCUCUUCUCUCUCUUCUUUCUCUCUACCCUCUCUCUCCUCUACCCUCUCUCUUCUACCCUCUCUCUCUUCUAUACCCUCUCUCUCUCUACCCUUUGCUGGGUGUAAUCCCCAGUGCUGUCUGUGUAUAGGUGAUAGAUCUGUCCUCUCAGCCCGUCGUAGAGCAGCCAGGGUUAUCUCACAGCUAGAGUCUUUAUCGCUCGCCUCACACUCGAUGAGACAUCCCCCUUUCACUCAGCCAUACUAUAUACCUCCUCUAACUGCAUGCAAUCUCUCUCUGUGUACCUCUCUUUUGCUCUCUCUCGCUCUCCUUUUUUCACACGCUCACUCAAGUCUGCGUACAGGGGAUCACCGGUUAGUACCAGCUUAUUUGAUGUUUUCAUGAAAGUUAUUAUGAAUUAUAUUACACUUGGGUAUUGUGUUGAUAGUCCGUAUCCAUAUUUUAAUAUAUUGUCUUUACCAGAUUACCAUUACUAGAUUGAGUGAAUUUGUGCAUAUGUGUUCCAUAUGUAUUAGAACGGAUAUGAUUUCUGAUAAGCGAUAUCCUACAGUAUAAUGCUAGAUAUUGUAUGUUUUGAUACAGAUCAAGCUAGUCAACAUCAACUCGACUGACAUUGUCGAUGGAAGACCAUCUAUCGUACUGGGGUUGAUUUGGACAAUAAUCCUCUAUUUCCAGGUAUAGUGCCUCUGUGGUGGGUGGGUGUCAUCCCACUACAGAUAAUGUACCGCUAUUGCACAAUUACACAAUAAAGGCAAUGGUGUUUCAUUUUGUGAGUCAGCCAUGCUCUGUCUUCUUGGCCAAAAAAUCUGUGCUUUCACUAUAGAAAAAUAGUGUCUGUAUUCCUGAAAAAUCCUUGACGAAUUAAAGGAAAUAACCACUGUGUCAUUAUGUUUCCCCCUCCCCCUCUCUCUCUCUUUCUCUCUCUCUCUCUCUCUCUCUCUCUCUCUCUCUCUCUCUCUCUCUCUCUCUCUCUCUCUCUCUCUCUCUCUCCCCUCGUGCAGAUAGAGGAGUUGACCAGUAACCUGCCGGCGCUCCAGGCCCUCUCUAGCAGCACCUCCUCAGUGGACAGCUCAGACACCACCAGCCCGCCUGUCAAGAGGAGGCCCCUCCCCCCGCUGCAGGGUGGGGCCAGGAAGGCCCUACUCAGAUGGGUCCAGCAGACCGCCACCAAGUACGGGACUACAGCCACUGUACCAACUGCAAUAUAACAUGAUGAUACUUAUGAUAUUACUAACUACAAUAACACUUCUAUUACCAGUGCUAGUCGUGGUUGUAGUGAUAGCUACUGAUAGUGAUAUUACAAUAGCUAAUAAUAAUUGAUGGUGUUAUUGAUGUAAUGCUGUAUUUGUCCUGUCUGUCUCUUCAGGCAUCUGGGGAUCGACGUGAAAGACUUUGGGCCGAGCUGGCGUACAGGUGUGGCAUUCUUUGCAGUCAUCCUCUCUCUUCGACCCCACCUGGUCGAUAUGGAGCGUGUGCGUAGGAGAACCAAUCGAGAGAACCUGCAGGAAGCCUUCUCAUUGGCCGAGACUGAGCUGGGCAUUCCGCAGCUACUAGACCCAGAAGGUAAACCACAGCCAGAGAGGUCAUUUCCUGUUUGGCAAAUGAAUGUGGGUCGUUCCACGAAAUGAGCGCCUUUUGCGUUCCUUUAAAAUGCUAAGUAGAAAUUGUGCACAAACAUUGAAAAAGCCUGUUAUAUUAAAUUAAGUGCCCUUUAAUAUAGAACACAUGGACAAUUCAAUAAAUCCGUUUUUUUUUUAUAUGAAUAAAGACUUGCUAAAGUGCCAAAAUUCAGCAUUUUGACAUGUCUGUCUGUGCAUCCUAUGUGACUUCUAGGAAGAUAUUAACCCACUUAAUCCCAACAUUUAUCCAAGUUCACCAUCAUUGUAAAGUUAUUUUGUUGCUUUGACAAAGCCAUUUCUAUAGAUUACUGUUUAUUUCAUGUGAUUAGUGAUUCAUUUUAAGGUUAAAAAAAACUGUCCCUCAUUUUAAGGUAAACCCUGUUAUGUAAACUGAACUGUCUUUUUAAUAUGGUGAAACAAUUUUUUAGAAGCAUUGAACAUCUAAUAGUAAAAUCAUAGUGUAAAAGCAGGUGAGCUGGAUCUACUAUUUUUGGCAAUUUUCUGGUGUUUUGUUAUGAAAAUCUGAGCGGGUUGAGCAUAACACGUCAACCCUGUUACCCAUAGAUAGACAGGCUAGAAAUGUUUUAACAAUAAAACAUUUUUUGUGAAGCUUGCAUUCAAUUCCCCCUCCCUGUUUCACACAACAAGCUUCCAUUCCCCCUGUCACAAGGGGAUUUAUGGAUGACUUAAGAUGAAGUCAUCAACCCUGUUACGGUAAACCCUGUUACGGUCAACGCUGUUACUUUAUUUGGCACCUACUAGGCACUUACUAUAGUCAUUUUUUAUUUUACCUCUUGAGAUGGGAAAACAUGUUUUUUAUUAAGUUGAGCAUGUGCUCUUUAUGACAGAAUGUUAAAAUGAGGUGAAAUUAAACGUUUUUUACACUACUCAAAAGGCCUAAUUGAUAGAACGAGCCAGGUACACUGAACAAACUAACCAAAAGUCUAGAAAACUUCUGGUUAGAAAACUUCAAGUCCAAUAUAGAGCUUUUCUGGAUCUUUACAAACCUGAAGCUGAUAUGUCAGUCACGUUCCAUGUCAAUACAAAGAUUCACUAUGCUUUCACUAUGGCAAAAUAGUGUACAUUCCUGCCUGUGUAUCAGAUAAAUCCCUCUAGAGUGAAUCCUCUAAACAGCAUCUGUGCUCCUUCACGCCUGCCCCUCAGAAUGAGCUCUGACAAAUCCAGUUUGACAUCGCCAUAAUUAAGGGCCAUUAGGGCGAGAGGAGUCAGCGCCAGAGAGACCAUCCAGCAGCUCACCAUAAUACCAUAUAAACCUGAUAUGAAGGGCAGUUUGAUCCAAGGUGGCACGCCUUCCCUUCAUCUCUGUCUGAGGUUUCUGGCAGCGAUAGAGAGGCUUUCUUCUGCUUGAUUACAAAGAUCAGGGAUGGCUAAUCUCAGUAGUCUGUUGUUGGUAUAGCUGAAGUUAAAUAGUGAUGUAUGAUUAGCUUUUUCCAGAUUAGAUGUCAUUAAGAAUGAGUGGUUUUGUGGUGACUAGACUGACCAAUAUCCUUUCAUCUUUCUCCCCAGAUGUGGAUGUUGACAAACCUGAUGAGAAGUCCAUCAUGACGUACGUGGCCCAGUUUCUGAAGCACCACCCCAACCCUGGUCACCAGCAGCACAGUGACUCAGACUCCCAGCCAGAGGAAGAGGUAGCAAGCCCUGUCCCUCUCCCCACCUCUCCCUCUCGCUCAAUCUUCACAGCCAUGUCUCUUCCUAUGUUUUAUUUCUCUCCGUUAUUUACGUUAUUUGCCGCUACCUAGGCGGCAGGUAGCUUAGUGGGUAAGAGCGUUGUGCCAGUUACCGAAAGGUCGCUGGUUCUAAUCCCCGAGCCGACUAGGUGAAAAAAUAAUCUGUCGAUGUGCCCUUAAGCAAGGCACUUAACCCUAAUUGCUCCUGUAAGUCGCUCUGGAUAAGAGCGUCUGCUAAAUGACAAAAAUGUAAAUGUAUUGUCCUCUAUUCCAGAGUUAUCUCAGACCUGCAGGUAGACUUGUGUUGUGUGCUGUCUCUGUAAACCCUUACCCCUAGCACUGACACAAACUACCCAACCUUUCCUUAUUGUCACCGCUCACAUUCUCUUACUCCUUAGUGAUGUGAUGUAAUGUCUUCUUGCCUGUUGUUGAUCAAUCACUUCUUUGCACAUCUCUCUCUUCUUCUUUUUCUCAUUCUCUCUCUCCACUGUGGUGUUGUCUGUGUGGUCACUUCAUCCCUGUGGUUGUUGUGCCUGACUCUAUUCCACAGCAUGGUCUUGCUCCUCGAGAUAUUGAGGAGAUGUUGGAGGUAGGUUCAGUCUGUAGAAGUAGUAGUAGCCUCAUUCCGGUUCACUGUGCAGGUUCUCCAUCAAACGUUCCAAAAGAACAUACUUAGAAUGUUUGUAAUUCCUCGCUGGAACACACACUGCUUCUAGCCUGGUUGCCAGCCUGUUUUUGCUUCAGCCAACUCUGUCAGUGGUUUGCAUGACAACAACAAAGAAGGCAGCUACAGCAGAGACAGACUGGCACCCAGGCUACGUUGUUUCUAUAUACUUUAAACAUUCACCAUUCCAUUUUAUUGUUGUAAUCACCAGCUCUACCUCUAUAUUCUGGUGGAAUUAGCAGUGUUUUAUGUGGUAAAGGAAUUCAUUUUUUUUUUCUCAUCUUACCUGAGGUGAAAUCCCAGCAGGAUAAUUUCCUGGUGAUAGUCCCAUUAUUAUAUGAUAUGAUAUUACCAUUAUAUUAGCAUUAGUGCUAACAGCUACGUUGCAUUAGCAUGACAAUGGCCGCAGCUGGCUAGGGCUAGGCAGUGAGCCCUUAUAUUGGCGGAUGGUUUGAUGGAAAGCCUUGGGUUUUGAAUGAAUAGUGGUUGGGUUUUGUAAGGUUACAGUUACCGCUUCUAGUGGAUUGGACAUUAAGCCUCUCUAACUAUGCCGCUUUUGCAUUAGUGUACGAUUUAGAAAUUUCCUGACCUUGAUUAUAGCCACUGGUUAAUACUAUCAACCGCACUGACAAAGAUUUGUAACACUUUGUGUUGUUUAUCUACAUUCAGUAUUAUUAUUAUUUUUUAAUGAAAUAAAGAAAGAAGUUAUGAUAUGGAAGUGCUGAUUUCAGGGACAAUACACUUGGCUAUAACAGUGAACUUUAGCCAGCUUAUAAUAUGAUUUGUCCACCCUGUAGAGUGUUUAGGGGAAAACACUCAGACUGCCAUUCAGAGAAGAUAAUAUGUUCCCUUAGCAGGGGAUUCCAAUCCCCAUCUGUAAUUUGAAUAAAGAAUAAAGCCUUACAAUGGGAUGGCUGAGCAGAAUAGACUGAUGAAAAUAGAAUGGACUGAAACUGAAUAGGGAGUGUUAAAAUUGAAUGGACUGUUGAACUAACUAACUUGUCAUUAUACAGUUCCUUCAGAAAGUAUUCACACCCCUUGACUUUUUCCACAUUUUGUUGUGUUACAGCCUAAAUUGGAUUAAAUUGAGAUGUUGUGUCACUGGCCUACAUACAAUACCCCAUAAUGUCAAAGUGGAAUUAUGUUUUUCCUAAUUUGUACAAAUUAAUUACAAAUUAAAUGCUGAAAUGUCUUGUGUCAAUAAGUAUUCAACCCCUUUGUUAUGGCAAACCUACAAAUAAGUUCAGGAGUAAAAAUGUGCUUAACAAGUCACAUAAUAAGUUGCAUGGACUCACUCUGUGUGCAAUAACAGUGUUUAUCAUGAUUUUUGAAGGACUACCUCAUCUCUGUACCCCACACAUACAAUUAUCUGUAGGGUCCCUCAGUCGAGCAGUGCAUUUCAAACACAUAUUCAACCACAAAGACCAGGGAGAUUUUCCAAUGCCUCGCAAUGAAGGGCACCUAUUCAAGCAGACAUUGAAUAUCCCUUUGAGCAUGGUGAAGUUAUUAAUUACACUGUGGAUGGUUUAUCAAUACACCUAGUCACUACAAAGAUACACACUCUUGGAAAAAAGGAUUCCAAAAGGGUUAUUCGGCUGUCCCGAAAGGAUAACAAUUUUUGGUUCCAGAUAGAACCCUUUUUGGUUCCAGGUAGAACUCUUUUGGGUUCCAUGUAGAUCCAUCUGUGUAAAGGGUUCUACAUGGAACUCAAAGGGUUCUACCUGGAACCAAAAAAAGUUAUUCCAAGGGUUCUCCUAUGGGGACAGCCGAAGAACACUUUUAGGUUCUAGAUAGCAACUUUUUUUCUAAGAGUGCAGGCGUCCUUCCAAACUCAGUUGCCGGAGAAGAAGAAAACUGCUCAGGGAUUUCACCAUGAGGCCAAUGGUGACUUUAAAACAGUUACAGAGUUUAAUGGCUGUGAAAGGAGAACAGGAUGGAUCAACAACAUUGUAGUUACUCCACAAUACUAACCUAAAUGACAGAGUGAAAAGAAGAAAGCCUGUACAGAAUAAAUACAGAAAAUAUUCCAAAACAUGCAUCCUGGCACUAAAGUAAAACUGCAAAAAAUGUGGCAAAGAAAUUAACUUUAUGUCCUGAAUACAACGCAUUAUGUUUGGGACAAAUCCAACACAACACAUCACUGAAUACCACUCUUCAUAUCUGCAAGCAUGGUGGUGGCUGCAUCAUGUUAUGGGUAUGCUUGUCAUCAGCAAGGACUGGGGAGUUUUUUAGGAUAAAAUGAAACGGAAUAGAACUAAGCACAGGCAAAAUCCAAGCGGAAAACCUGGUUCAGUCUGCUUUCCAACAGACACUGGGAGACAAAUUCACCUUUCAGCAGGACAAUAACCUGGCCAAAUAUACACUGAAGUCAGUCUGCUUUCCAACAGACAGUUACCAAGAUGACAUUGAAUGGUCCUGAGUGGUCUAGUUACAGUUUUGACAUAAAUUGGCUUGAAAAUCUAUGGCAAGACUUGAAAAUUGCUGUCUAGCAAUGAUCAACAACCAACUUGACAUACAGUGGGGAAAAAAAGUAUUUAGUCUGCCACCAAUUGUGCAAGUUCUCCCACUUAAAAGGAUGAGAGAGGCCUGUAAUUUUCAUCAUAGGUACACGUCAACUAUGACAGACAAAAUGAGAGAAAAAAAAUCCAGAAAAUCACAUUGUAGGAUUUUUAAUGAAUUUAUUUGCAAAUUAUGGUGGAAAAUAAGUAUUUGGUCAAUAACAAAAGUUUCUCAAUACUUUGUUAUAUACCCUUUGUUGGCAAUGACACAGGUCAAAUGUUUUCUGUAAGUCUUCACAAGGUUUUCACACACUGUUGCUGGUAUUUUGGCCCAUUCCUCCAUGCAGAUCUCCUCUAGAGCAGUGAUGUUUUGGGGCUGUCGCUGGGCAACACGGACUUUCAACUCCCUCCAAAUAUUUUCUAUGGGGUUGAGAUCUGGAGACUGGCUAGGCCACUCCAGGACCUUGAAAUGCUUCUUACGAAGCCACUCCUUCGUUGCCCGGGCAGUGUGUUUGGGAUCAUUGUCAUGCUGAAAGACCCAGCCACGUUUCAUCUUCAAUGCCCUUGCUGAUGGAAGGAGGUUUUCAUUCAAAAUCUCACGAUACAUGGCCCCAUUCAUUCUUUCCUUUACACGGAUCAGUCGUCCUGGUCCCUUUGCAGAAAAACAGCCCCAAAGCAUGAUGUUUCCACCCCCAUGCUUCACAGUAGGUAUGGUGUUCUUUGGAUGCAACUCAGCAUUCUUUGUCCUCCAAACACGACGAGUUGAGUUUUUACCAAAAAGUUCUAUUUUGGUUUCAUCUGACCAUUUGACAUUCUCCCAAUCCUCUUCUGGAUCAUCCAAAUGCACUCUAGCAAACUUCAGACGGGCCUGGACAUGUACUGGCUUAAGCAGGGGGACACGUCUGGCACUGCAGGAUUUGAGUCCCUGGCGGCAUAGUGUGUUACUGAUGGUAGACUUUGUUACUUUGGUCCCAGCUCUCUGCAGGUCAUUCACUAGGUCCCCCCGUGUGGUUCUGGGAUUUUUGCUCACCGUUCUUGUGAUCAUUUUGACCCCACGGGGUGAGAUCUUGCGUGGAGCCCCAGAUCGAGGGAGAUUAUCAGUGGUCUUGUAUGUCUUCCAUUUCCUAAUAAUUGCUCCCACAGUUGAUUUCUUCAAACCAAGCUGCUUACCUAUUGCAGAUUCAGUCUUCCCAGCCUGGUGCAGGUCUACAAUUUUGUUUCUGGUGUCCUUUGACAGCUCUUUGGUCUUGGCCAUAGUGGAGUUUGGAGUGUGACUGUUUGAGGUUGUGGACAGGUGUCUUUUAUACUGAUAACAAGUUCAAACAGGUGCCAUUAAUACAGGUAACGAGUGGAGGACAGAGGAGCCUCUUAAAGAAGAAGUUGCAGGUCUGUGAGAGCCAGAAAUCUUGCUUUUUUGUAGGUGACCAAAUACUUAUUUUCCACCAUAAUUUGCAAAUAAAUUCAUAAAAAAUCCUACAAUGUGAUUUUCUGGAUUUUUUUUCUCAAUUUGUCUGUCAUAGUUGACGUGUACCUAUGAUGAAAAUUACAGGCCUCUCUCAUCUUUUUAAGUGGGAGAACUUGCACAAUUGGUGGCUGACUAAAUACUUUUUUCCCCCACUGUAGCUUGAAUCAUUUUUUAAAGAAUAAUGUGCAAAUAUUGUUCAAUCCAGGUGUGCAAAGCUCUUAGUGUCAUGCCCUGGCUCUGGGGACUAUUAAAUGUUGAGCCAGGGUGUGGAUUUUCUAUUGUUUAGUUUUCUAGGUUUGUGUGCUAGUUCGUGUAUAUCUAUGUUGGCCAGGGUGGUUCCCAAUCAGAGGCAGCUGUAUCUUGUUGUCUCUGAUUGGGGACCAUACUUAGGCAGCCUGUUUGGCACAGUUUAUUGUGGGAUCUUGUUCCGGAAGGUUUGUGUUCAACCCAGGACUUCACGUAUCGUUUGUUUUGUUGUUUUGGUUCGUGUUGUGUACUGCAAUAAAAUAAUGUACGCAUAUCACGCUGCGCCUUGGUCCGCUUCAUCUAACAACGAUCGUGACACUUAGAGACUUAGCCAGAAAGACUCACAUCUGUAAUUGCUGCCAAAGGGGAUUCUAACUCAGGGGUGUAUUUCAUUUUCAAUAAAUUAGCAAACAUUUCUAAAAUGUCAUUAUGGGCUAUUGUGUGUAUAUUUUGAAUUCAGGCUAUAACACAACAAAAUGUGGAAUAAGUCAAGGGGUAUGAAUAGUUUCUGAAGGCACUGUAAGUAUUCAUAACAAAUCCAAUGAAAUAUUAGUAGCAGUGUUUAAAGUGAAUUGGCUGAAUUAAAAGUCUGUUUUUGGCAGCUGUGAGUCUAAAGAAUUUGCCCUGCUGGGCAACAUGAAGGAUUAACUCCCAUGUUUCCAUUCUGCCCUCUCUUCUCCCCAUCCCUCUUACUCCUUCAUCCCUCUCUUCCCUUGUUAUCCUUCUACCUACCAUCUCUCCCUCUAUUCCUGCGUUGCAUUCUCACUUCCACUUUCACUCUUUCUUUCCUUUCCCUUUCCAUAUAUUCCCCUUCCUCCCUCCUUGUAUUCUAUCCCACAUUCCCUGCUUCCUUUUUUACUUUAAUUUGUCCCUUCCUCCCUCCUCCCUCCUCUCCCCGGCCACCCAGAGAGAGCAGCGUAAGGGCCUGAGGGAGCUGAAGACCUGGCUGGAUCAGCUGGAGCUAGACGCAGCACGUACUCAGGAGACCAAGGGCAACCUCAGCCAGCAGUAUCAGGUGAUCUAGAACACACACACACACAUACUGGGCACAGACGCUCCCAUUAUCAGGCUAAUCAGUGGUAUUACACUGCAGGGAUCAGACUGCUGCCGCCGUAUUUCCACCCAAUCUGGCAUAUACAGUACCAAAGCCCCAGGAUACAUUACAUAUUCAACACAUUGUGGGAUUUCCUUAUUUCCUCUUUCUAUUAUGCAUGUUUUUGACAGAUUCCAUGAAUGUAUGAUCUGUGAAAGAGGGAGAAGUGUGUGUGUGUGUGUUCCAGGUAGUAUAUUUUACAGUAUGUGUACUGUAUGUGUGUGUGGGGGAUAUAACUAGGACCCAAAGGUUUUCCUUGUCAGGCCAAAUGAUCAGAAAAUACUCAGAGUUCUAUCUGUAACCAUUCCAUCUGUCGUUCCCCCCCUCUCGCUCUCUUCCCCCCCCCCCCCCCCCCCCCCCCCCCCUCUCUCUCUCUCAAUUUCUCUUCAUCAGUCCUUUAAGAGUGUACGUGUCCAGUUGGAGAUGAGGAGGAAGCAGGUGGAGGCAGCAGUCCUGUCCACUCAGAAGGAUGGGAUGUUGACCGUGGACCAGGCUCUGGUCAAACAGGCCUGGGACAGAGUGUCCAACAGGGUAAGAGUCUGGGACGGGACCUCUUUUACUGUUAUGGAGUAGAGUAGGGUAGAGUAGGGUAGGGUAGAGUAGAGUAGAGUAGAGUAGGGUAGGGUAGAGUAGAGUAGGGUAGGGUAGAGUAGAGUAGAGUAGAGUAGAGUAGGGUAGGGUAGGGUAGAGUAGAGUAGGGUAGGGUAGAGUAGAGUAGAGUAGAGUAGAGUAGAGUAGAGUAGGGUAGGGUAGGGUAGAGUAGAGUAGGGUAGGGUAGAGUAGAGUAGGGUAGGGUAGAGUAGAGUAGAGUAGAGUAGAGUAGAGUAGGGUAGGGUAGGGUAGAGUAGAGUAGAGUAGGGUAGGGUAGAGUAGAGUAGGGUAGGUAGAGUAGAGUGGGCAGGGCAGGGCAGGGCAGGGCAGGGCAGGGCAGGGCAGGGCAGGGCAGGGCAGGGCAGGGCAGGGUCGGGUAGAGUAGAGUAGGGUAGAGUAUAGUAUAGUAUAGUAUAGUAGGGUAGGAUAGAGUUUUUUUUACCCCAUAUGUAACUCUGUUGUUUUUAUUGCACUGCUUUGCUUUAUCUUGGCCAGGUCGCAGUUGUAAAUGAGAACCUGUUCUCAACUGGCUUACCUGGUUAAAUAAAGGUGAAAUAAUUUUUUUUUUAAAAUUAAAAUAAAUAGUAGGGUAGAGUAGAGUAGGGUAGAGUAGGGCAGGGCAGGGCAGGGCAGGGUAGGGUAGGGUAGGGUAGGGUAUAGUAGAGUAGAGUAGAGUUGGGUAGGGUAGGGUAGAGUAAAGUAGGGUAGAGUAGAGUAGAGUAGAGUAGAGUAGAGUAGGGUAGAGUAGAGUAGGGUAGAGUAGAGUAGAGUAGGGUAUAGUAGAGUAGAGUAGAGUAGAGUAGAGUAGAGUAGAGUAGAGUAGGGUAGAGUAUAGUAGGGUAGAGUAGAGUAGAGUAGGGUAGAGCAGGGUAGGGUAGGGUAGAAUAGAAUAGGGUAGAGUAGAGUAGAGUAGAGUAGAGUAGGGUAGAGUAGAGUAGAGUAGGGUAGAGGAUAGUAGGGUAGAGUAGAGUAGGGUAGAGUAGGGUAGGGUAGAGUAGAGUAGAGUUGGGUAGGGUAGGGUAGAGUAGAGUAGAGUUGGGUAGGGUAGAGUUAAGUAGAGUUGGGUAGGGUAGAGUAUAGUAGUGUAGGGUAGAGUAGUGUAGUGUAGGGUAGAGUAGGGUAUGGUAGGGUAGGGUAGGGUAGGGUAGGGUAGGGUAGGGUAGGGUAUAGUAGAGUAGAGUAGAGUUGGGUAGAGUAGAGUAGAGUAGGGCAGGGCAGGGCAGGGCAGGGCAGGGUAGGGUAGGGUAGGGUAGGGUAGGGUAGGGUAGGGUAGGGUAGAGUAGAGUAGAGUAGAGUAGAGUAGAGUAGAGUAGUAGAGUAGAGUAGAGUAGAGUAGAGUUGGGUAGAGUAGAGUAGGGUAGGGUAGGGUAGAGUAGAGUAGGGUAGGGUAGAGUAGAGUAGAGUUGGGUAGAGUAGAGUAGGGUAGGGCAGGGUAGAGUAGGGUAGGGUAGGGUAGAGUAGAGUAGAGUUGGGUAGAGUAGAGUAGAGUUGGGUAGGGUAGAGUAUAGUAUAGUAUAGUAGGGUAGGGUAGGGUAGAGUAGAGUAGGGUAGGGUAGUAGAGUAGAGUAGAGUUGGGUAGAGUAGAGUAGGGUAGGGCAGGGUAGAGUAGGGUAGGGUAGGGUAGAGUAUAGUAGUGUAGAGUAGAGUAGAGUAGAGUAGAGUAGAGUAGAGUAGAGUAGAGUAGAGUAGAGUAGGGUAGGGUAGAGUAGAGUAGAGCAGAGCAGAGCAGGGUAGGGUAGGGUAGGGUAGGGUAGAGUUGGGUAGAGUUGGGUAGGGUAGAGUAGAGUAGAGCAGGGCAGAGCAGGGUAGGGUAGGGUAGGGUAGGGUAGGGUAGGGUAGGGUAGAGUUGGGUAGGGUAGAGUAGAGUAGAGUUGGGUAGGGUAGAGUAUAGUAUAGUAUAGUAGGGUAGGGUAGGGUAGGGUAGGGUAGGGUAGGGUAGGGUAGGGUAGGGUAGGGUAGGGUAGAGUAGAGUUGGGUAGGGUAGAGUAGAGUAGAGUAGAAUAGAGUUGGGUAGGGUAGAGUAUAGUAUAGUAUAGUAGGGUAGGGUAGGGUAGGGUAGGGUAGGGUAGGGUAGGGUAGGGUAAAGUAGAGUAGGGUUGAGUAGAGUAGGGUAGAGUAGGGUAGGGUAGAGUAGGGUAGAGUAGAGUAGGGUAGGGAAGAGUAUAGUAGAGUAGGGUAGGGUAGGGUAGGGUAGGGUAGGGUAGGGUAGAGUUGGGUAGGGUAGAGUAGAGUAGAGUAGAGUAGAGUAGAGUAGAGUUGGGUAGGGUAGAGUAUAGUAUAGUAUAGUAGGGUAGGGUAGGGUAGGGUAGGGUAAAGUAGAGUAGGGUUGAGUAGAGUAGGGUAGGGUAGGGUAGGGUAGGGUAGAGUAGGGUAGGGUAGAGUAGGGUAGAGUAGAGUAGGGUAGGGAAGAGUAUAGUAGAGUAGGGUAGGGUAGGGUAGAGUAGAGUAGAGUAGAGUAGAGUAGAGUAGAGUAGAGCAGGGCAGUGUAGGGUAGGGUAGGAUAGAGUAGGGUAGGGUAGGGUAGGGUAGAGUAGAGUAGAGUAGAGUUGGGUAGGGUAGAUUAAAGUAGAGUAAAGUAGAGUAGAGUAGGGUAGGGUAGGGUAGGGUAGGGUAGGGUAGAGUAGAGUAGAGUGGGGUGUAUGCUGGUAUAGCCUAGCUCUCAAGGACACAAGCAAACAUAAAGAGAGGCCUAAUCAAAUACCUGACCACGUACUCAGUCAAAGCUCCAGUCAACCAAACAAUGAGCAGCAUAAUUUGAAGGCUCUUUAGCCGAAACAUUGAAAUAAAUCCACAACAGGAGAGAUGAGUGUGGGACUUUUUUUUUUCAUUUGUGCUGCACAAUUUCCCACCAGCAUUCAGACAGGCAGUGAGAGACAAAGUAACUUGAUCAAUAGCUCAUUGAUUAACAUUGUAACCUCCUCCCUACAGCUCCUAGAGUGGCACCUGCAGCUGGACAGGGCUCUGCCCGCCCCCCUGGGUGUGGUGGGGGAGUGGCUACACCAGGCUGAGGGGGCACUACGCCAGGAGGUCACUAUUCAACAGGCACCUGACGGGACAGCUAACACUGUCCACAUGACCCUGGAGCAACACAAGGUGGGCAAUUUGAGCAAGGUGACAAUGAGAAUCCAUUUAACAUACACACAUCCUUAUUAGGUCAGUUCUUAUGUACUGUACUAUCCUCUGCUUGUGUGUCUACAGGACAUGCUCAAAGGUCUUGAAGGUCACCAGCAGGUCUUCCAGAGGAUCCAUAAAGACAGAAGUGUCAACGGAGUCCCUGUCCCCCCAGAGCAGCUGCAGGACAUGGCAGAGAGGUGGGUCUAACUGUGGCUACCAAAUGGCUCAAGUUUCCCUGAACAACCAUUCAACACCCAAACCACUAUUAUUUAUUUACAGAACAUUGACCAGAUUACCAGCACUAACUUCGUUGGUUUAAGCUUGUCCUUGUCCAUUCAAUGCUCACAUGUUGACAAUUCAGUAUUUUGUCUUUAAGAAUGAACUUUGUAUCGACAUCGUCAAACAUUCACCUGGCCAAGAUGGAGUUCUGGGAGAAUAAGCACCAAAUGCAGGCGUUCCUGAUGCUGGCAGAGUCCAAGCUCAAAUCCUGGAUCAUCAAAUAUGGCCGACGACAAUCAGUAGAGUUAAUGUUACAGAACUAUGUUGUGAGUCCAACAAUAUACAGUAUUCCUCUCCUUUUAAAUGUCACCAAUAUUUCAUCUUACUUUCCCAUUAGUUUCAUGUGAAGCAUUUUGAAUGAAUAGGUAUCUAGGUUAGACAAAAAAUAUGUCCUGAAUGUUAUUCUAAUCAACCCCUGAUAAGGCUUUUGUUUCUCCUCUCUCAUUCAGUUGUUUGUUGAGGGACAGCAGUUCUUUGAGCAGUACGAGAUAUUGUUCCAGGCUCUGAAACAAUCUUCUGAGCUCUAUGUCAAGGCUGAUGGCACAGGUGAGUUUUUACAAGAUCAAGCUUAAUUUGGCAAGCUUUACCUCAUUAUCUCAUCCCUCUAUGUUUUCCUAUCUACACUACCUACCUGACAAGCAACUGUCUUUGUCUUUUCCCUUUUGAUUUAGGCAGUAUUUAUUGGCAAUUUUAGACCACUUAAUCUUAUCUGGACCCUGGGGCCUAAAUCUCCAUAUCUAGCCCACCACCAUUUCCAGUACUGAAUAUUUUACCUAUAUAUCACCUCUGAUCAAUUUCCCAAGAACGGCUCAAUAGCCAAUCACCCGCUAUCGUCCAGCAUCUCCCAGCAUAUUCUAUCCUCCCUGUCUUUUCUAGUGGUUUGUCCUCUCCAGGCUAAAGUCUAAAUGAGGUUUCUCUACUCUCAGCUCUCAGUGGGGAAUUCGACCCCAUUAGCCGAGCUGCUCUACUUUUGCUGUCUCUGGGCGCUAACAUGCUAGCUAGCUUGUUGAUUUCAUUCAGUUCUAGCCCUGCAGGCUUUAUAUUAGGGUAUGCAGGGGAGAAGAGCUGAGGUGUAUCUGACAAUCUGAAACGUGAUUGGUCGACCUCCGAAAAAUGAGGCUCCCCAUGAGUGAGUCCAGCCCCAGCUGGUGGUGGGUUUGCUGUGAUUUGAUUGGUCAGGUUCAGGCUCGUCUCCUGGUUAUUUCUGAAGGGUAGCUAGCCCUCAAAUGAUUGCAGAACGGGGGAUAUUAUAUGUUUUCUGCCAUUUGGAAUGAUUGCACUAGCUUGAUGUGCAGAUGUAAUUGGGUUUCUCAGUUCUAUAGACCACACCAGCAUUCUGUAGUCUUGAUGUGCAUAUGAAUGUACUGUGUGGAUUCCUUUUUCCUCUGAUUAUUGAUAUUCUAAAUUUAUAACCACUGUUUUCAUUCAAAUAGGUUUGCCAAGAGACCUUGUUUGAUCUCUCACUACCCUGUGUGUGUGCGUGCGUGCGUGUGUAUGUGUGAAUGUCUGUGUAUUUAUCCCAUAACUCUAUGUCUCCUCCUCUCCCAGUGGACGAAGGCGAGGCGGGGGUUAGGAGGUUCAUGCGGGAGGUGGUGACCCAGUGGAGGAGUCUGUCUGUGGAGGUGCGCAGUGUAAGGAGCAUGCUGGAUGAGGUGCUCUCUAACUGGGAGAGAUACAGCUGCGCUGUGGCCUCUCUACAGGUCUGGCUGGAGGAUGCAGAGGGAGCGCUCAGCCAGCCUGAAAACAUAAAACGGGUAUGUCUUACUGUAGACCCCCUCACUUGAUCCCCAUUCACCUGCUUAUAAACAUUGUAGAUUGAGGUAGGCCUCGCAUGUCACCAAUGAAACAACCACACCUUAACUUCUGCUUUUCUGAAAAUGGACCUGAGAAAACUGGUGAAAGCUCUUUUGGAGGGGGUCUUUAACCUUACCAUCUUCUGAUAUACCCAAUUCUGACACCCCAAUUUCAAAAGGAUUUAUUAGAUUUCAACAUCCAAAUCAUCCUCCAACCAACCAUCAAGAUUCCCUGCAACUUCCCCAUGUCACUGAGGACAUCCCAGCUGUCAGGUCACCAUGGAUACCCCAACUCACAGAUCACUGUAUAACCCUAAUAACUAAACCACUGAGGACAAGACAGAUAAUUACCCCAACCACUAAAUUAAUACCCAAUGUCAUUAAUGUCAUUACUCUCUCUGUACUUCAAUCUUUUUCCAUUCCUCCUCUCAUCUCUCUCGCUCUCGCUCUCGCUCUCGCUCUCGCUCUCUCUCUCUCUCUCUCUCUCUCUCUCUCUCUCUCUCUCCUCUCUCUCUCUCUCUCUCUCUCUCUCUCUCUCAUUCUUUCCCUCUCCCGCCCUCUCUCUUCCUCCAUCUCUCGUUCUCUCUCCCUCCACCCUCCCAUCUCCCUCCCUCCUUCCCUCCUUCUCUCUCUCAGGAGUUCUUCCGCAACCUUUCUCAGUGGAUGGAUCAGCACUCUGUGAUGAACGACGCAGGGAACUUCCUGAUCGAGACAUGUGACGAGAUUGUGUCACGUGACCUGAAACAGCAGCUUCUCUUGCUCAACGGGAGGUGGAGGGACCUGUUCGUCAAAGUCAAACAGGUGACGGAGACAUCACACACCUGAUCAUGGAGACACAGAACAAACUGAUCACAGUAUUAGACCUGUUGGACAUAAGCUAUGGGACACACAUGUAGGUAGUGGCACACAGAGAUAGUUAAGACCCAUCAGAGAUGCGGAUAAAUGAACACACCUGCCCUAUUGCCAUUGACACAGUUGACUGAACACAGCUGACGAAGACACACCUGUUACAGCCACAGCAGGUUAUAUUAAGUCUCAAACCAACACACUCUACCCCCUGUCUCUGUAGUACACCCGUGAAGAUGAGCUGGACAAGUGGAGGAGGGACCACCUGAGGGCCAUCUCUGCCCUGAGGGAGCUGCUGGACGGUGCAGAGGUGAAGCUCAACGCCCCUGUACAGGUCUCCUUCCUCAACAUCAGGUCUUUCUUACAGGAUGUGGAGGUAGGUCAUGAGUAGGCCGUGUAAUAUGCACGUACAGACUAUUAUCAUGUUGUCUGAGCAGUUUUUAUGAAGUAGCAUACAAACCUAUAUUUUAUUCUGUGGUCAGAAUGCUGUUUGCUUCUGUAAAGAUACUGUGCUAGAUAGCCUUCCAGUUUUCACAGUAAGCCACAGAGUAGUUCCAGUAAAUACUCCACAAACAUUGCUAAGGCAGGUAUGAUUGAAUCCAGCCCUUGUAAACACACAACUAAGAUGAGCUUUCUCCUUCUUUACUUUCACAUCUCCCACUCAGAACACCAAGAAAAAGGUUGUUGCCAUGGAGACACAGUACAAGUUGGCUGCCCGCAGUGCCCAGCUUCUGUCCAAGGAUGCCCCGCAGGAGGAGGGCGCCAAGGCCAUGGCUACCAUGACAACGGUCAAAGGUCAACUCAGUAAGGUUGGUAUCACCAGAGGGUAAAAAUAAUGUUUUAUUAAUCCUUUCCUGCCUCAAAUCUUCCAUCUGCCAGUGUCAGCUGCUGCAAUGUUUUGUACUGGGGUGCCUUUUUUAUACUGUUUUGUUCAUCACCUACAAACAAUGGACUAAAAUGAUCUUAAUGCCGCAUUUCCAUAGAGGAUUUAUUCCAGUGUUUUACCCAAAUGGCUCAGACUUUUCUGUUUAAUGCUACAAAAGUUUCAGCACUGUACUGGAUCUCUCUAGGAAUGAAUGACCUCCCUCUCUCUGAUCCCUCUGCUGCAUUCUAAUUAUGGACAAUAUUGAUUCUCAUGGAGCCUUGUUCCCUCUGUCUCUGUCCCAAGGUGAGGGAGAGGUGCCCUUCUCUGGUGAGGGAGUGCCAUGGACUGCUCCCUCUGCUGGAGGAGAUGGAGAAGCACAUCACAGGCUUCUACCAAGCUCUGGAGAGGGCCAACCGGAUCACUGCAGCAGGCAGAGACCCAGAGCCACAGGCUCAGGUCCAGGGACAACACAAACACAAGUGGCAGGUGAGCUAGGGGACUAGGGUGUGUGUGUGUGUCUGUGUGUCCUUUUCUCUGUGUAUAAAGAAAAGUGGUUGUGUAUAUGUUACAUAUUAGUUAUUUAGCAGAUGCUCUUAUCCUGAGCGACUUACAGUAGUGAGUGCAUACAUUUUCGGUACUGGUCCCCUGUGGGAAUCGAACCCACAAACCUGGUGUUGCAAGCGCCAUGCUCUACCAACUGAGCCACACGGGACUAUAUCCUACUCUGUGUGUUUAUAUAUCAACUGUACUCCCUCUGUCCCUCCAGGACCUCCUGAGCCAGCAGCAGAGCUGUAAGAUGUGUGUGUCUGUGAUUGAGAGGAACCUCCACUCCCUGCAGAGGGCGCUCUCCUCCAGCAAGGCCCUGAGGAACUUCGACCAGACCUUCCUGCAGAAGAGAGUGGCUGAGAUUCAGACCUCUGCACAGGUUAGCAUUACUGUACUCAGGUGUCAUAUAGGAACUACAUAUAGGAACUACAUUACCCAUGAUAUCGCGUAAUGUUGUCUGUGCCUAACAAUAUUUGUGCCAUGUUUGUGCUGCUACCAUGGUGUGCUGCUGCCAUGUUGUGUUGUCAUGUUAUGUUGCUGCCAUGUUGUGUUGUUGUCAUGUUGUUUUGCUACCAUGUUGUGUUGUCGUGUUGUGUUGCUGCCAUGUUGUGUUGUGUUGUUGUCAUGUUGUGUUGCUACCAUGUUGUGUAGCUACUAUGUUGUGUUGUCAUGUUGUGUUUCUGCCAUGUUGUGUUGUUGUCAUGUUGUGUUGUGUUGCUGCCAUGUUGUGUUGUUGUCAUGUUGUGUUGCUGCCAUGUUGUAUUGUUGUCAUGUUGUGUUGCUGCCAUGUUGUGUUGUUGUCAUGUUGUGUUGUCAUGUUGUGUUGCUGCCAUGUUGUGUUGUGUUGCUGCCAUGUUGUGUUGUUGUCAUGUUUUGUUGCUGCCAUGUUAUGUUGUUGUCAUGUUGUGUUGCUGCCAUGUUGUGUUGUUGUCAUUUUGUGUUGCUACCAUGUUGUGUUGUUGUCUUAGGUCUCUCUCUGUGUAGUUGUUUUGGUGUCUCUUUUGACAUGAUGUGCGUUUUGUCCCAGCCUCCAUCCCUAAAGGAGGCCUUUUGCCUCUUGCUAGGCCGUCAUUGUACUUGAGAAUUUGUUCUUAAUUGACUAAAGGUAAAAAAAAUAAAAAAAAUAAAAAGAUUUCAGACUCGGGAGCUCACAUUAACGGUUUUGAACACUGAAAAUAUCGUCAUUGACUUGAUCAAAGAUGAUUGACAGUUAGAGGUCACAUACAACUACAGUAACUACAUGACCCACGCAGCAUCACUACAUCUUUACCACCCUUUGUGCUCUCCCCUCCCAGGGUCUGUUGAAGGAGGUGGGGGAGUGGAGGAGGCAGGAGGAGGCCAACAGCACCAUGAGGAGGAGGUUUGAGGAGUCUCGUCAGGAGCUGGAGAGAGUGCUGAAGGUGGCAACCACCUGCCUGAGAGAGGGGGGAUACGCAGAGGAGCUGCUGAAAAAACACAGCGUAAGACUUGAAGAAAAACACCACUCAAUCAACAGUCAACUUCACUCAGUUUAGAUGAGUGGGAGGAAUCACUUUUAGAGAUUAAUUUGAGACUAUUGAGACUACUUGAAAUGAUUGAGAUAAUACAAUAAUAAAAUGAAAUAAUUUUUCGCUCCCCCUCUGACUUUUUUGUGUAUUCCGUUCAGGAGUUCUUUGGGCAGCUAGACCAGCGGGUCCUGAGUGUGUUCCUAAAGGCGUGUGACGAUCUGACAGACAUCCUGCCUGAGGUGGAGCAGCAGGCGCUACAGGACACCGUCAGGACACUGCACAAACAGUGGAAGGUCAGAGAGCAAAGUUUGAUCACUUUCAUACAUACGAUAGUAGUAAUACUGAUAAUGCAUUGCAUUUAUAUGGCACUUUUCAUUAAAGUCUUAAAGUGCUUUAUAAUAUUACAUGGGGGUACAAUAGCAUCCAUCUUGUAGAGCAUCCUUCUGGACUGCUGUUUCUUCAUCCUUGUGUAAUAUUAGGCAGUGUCCUUGUCUCUCUGUCUAUCUUGGAUGCUCUGAAAAACCAUGUCCAUUUAGUCUCCCUGUGUCCUUGUGCUUCUGCAGGACAUCCAGAUAGAGGCGCCGUUUCACCUGCAGCGUCUGAAGGUGGAGGCGGAACGAGGACGGGCAGGGGCCGUCCUACAGGAGUGCAGGGCAGAGCUGGCCAGAGAGAACCAAGCACUGACCACCACAGGCAGCGAGACAGUCAUCAGAGAACACAGGGUGAGAGAAGGAAGGAGAGAGAGUGAGGGAGGUAUUGAAGGAAGGAAGGAGAGAGAGUGAGGGAGGGAGGUAUUGAAGGAAGGAGGGAGAGAGGGGCAGGAAUGAGAUCACCCUAACCUCACCAUUAUAUGUGUCUAUCCUUAGACCUUCUUCAGGGAGAAAGCCCCUCUCAGUGUAUGUGAGAAGAGGAUAGGCAACAUGGAGGAGCUCUGUCAGACACUCCCUGACAACGACCCUGCUAGACGAACCCUGGACUCCACCAGGAGGGCCCUGGCAGAGGUCAAAGGCCAGAUAGAGGCCACCCACCUGAAGCUGCAGCAGCACUCCCAGUGGAGGGAGUGGAAUGACAGGUGAGAGGGGACAGAGAUAGACAUUUCUCCAAUGUCAUAUAUAUAUAUUUUUUUAAUUAUGCUGAUGUGAAGUACCGUACUUGUAAAGAAAUAAUAUGAUAAUGUAGAAUAAAAAAAUCCCCCUUGAUCCAGGUUCUCAGAGCUCUCUGAUUGGCUGUCGUCUCAGAGAAGCCAGGUGAGGCUCCUGAGGGAGAGAGCCAGAGAUCCCUCCCACCAAGAACAGGUGGAUACUACUGUCCAGGUGAGCAAGAUGUGCUAUAUCCCAGAAUUACCACAGAGUUCCAUUUCCCCAUUGAUACAGAACCUCUUCAUCUUUACUACUACCCCUUUCCAUCCCUCUCAAUCUCUCCCACUUUAUCCCAAAUCCUCAUAUCCCAUUUUCAUAUCUCCCUGUCUACCCAUUCCUCCCUCCUCCUACCCUUCACCCUUCACCCUUCACCCCAUACCUCUCCCUCUCUACUCCUCAAACUCCCCUCCCUUUCUAUCCCAAAUUCUGUCAUCCUCCUACCCCUCUCUCCCCCUUCCUCUCCCCCUCCCUCCCAUAGGAGCUCCAGAGGGCAGCAGAGGGGCAGGAGGAGAGCCUGUCCUGGCUGAAGAGUCAUCUGGCUGUACUGACAGAGGUCAGUCCUGAGGUGGAGGCUAUUAGACAGAGGGCUGCCCUGGCCAAACUCUCCUCUGACUUCACCGCCCUCCUCUCCUCUCUCUUGGAGGUAAACCAUCUUAUUUUUUUAGUUAUGGAGAGACAACUGUCCCCUUGUCAUGAAGGUCAGAAUUGAGAGACUGAUCUCUGUUCCUUCCUUGCCUAUCUAUAAAGUGAACUGGUGAUCCCUGCUCUAUUACAAUGUUAUUAUGCUGGUCUAGUCUCUGUUAUAUACCUGUAUACAUUAUGUUUUAAGGACCUGCCUUACUAUCUCUCUCGCUCUCGCUCUCGCUCUCUCUCUUUCUCUCUCUCUCUCUCUUUCUCUCUCUCUCUCUCUCUCUUUCUCUCUCUCUCUCUCUCGCUCUCUCUCUCUCUCAGUGGGGACAGGAGGGGUCUGUGAGGGUCCACAGUGAGGAGCUGAGGGAGGAUGUGCGUUGUGCUCUGGAGGAGGUUCUCAGGGCUCGAAGGGAGGCUCAGGAGCAGACCAGCAGGAUCCUGGAGGCAGAUAACCCAGAGGAGGCCAGGCAGCUGCUCCUCAUACACCAGGUAGGGGCUGAGGGAGGGGUGGGCUGAAGCUGCACAUUCCCACUGUGUAACUGUACUGUCUCAUGAAGCCAUUGUGUGUGUUUGAGAUCGACUACAUUGCAUUGCAGUCGGACUGCACAAUCAGAAUCACUGAUAUACAAAUCACCUUGCAUCCCAAAACACUACUUAGAAGAUUAGCAAUUCUGUGCUUCUCCUUGCUCAAAAGGAUCCCCUUAAACACAUUGAUUUUCUCUCUGACUUCCUGCCUCUAUCGCUCUGUGGGUCAACAGCAGCACCUGAAGCGUCAGCAGACUGACAGGAAGAAGGCGGAGCUACUAGUCGCUCACUGUCGCCAGCUGCAGAAGGGGGAGGGGCUUAGCAGCUCACUACGGGAACUAGAGGGUGCUUUCAGAGAGGUGGACCGCAAAGUAGGGGCCCAGGAGCACAAUCUGCAGGUACAACGUCUCUGGAUAAACUACACCGUAUUCACACAUGUGGGUGUGUUGAAAUGCAUGUGCAUGUCUUCCCAUUGAUCUUUCUGUACAUGCACCUUCCCUGAUCAAUGAUUGGUCCUUGUCCUGUGUUAACUUGCCAUUGAUCUGUGUGCUGUGUUUUUGACUUACACGUUUUCUUCUUACCCUCGGGUUUCAAGUAAACAUGUCCCUCUCAGCCUUGUCAUUGAUCAGUUUAAAUCUGUGUGUCUGUCCCAUUUGUUUGUGUGUGGGUGUGGCUGUGUGUGUGUGUGUGUUUGUGCGUGUGUGUAUGUAUGUGCAGGGUAGGGGAGUAACUGAUUACCAAAAAAAACGUUACUUUACCAGCAAAAAUAUUGUAAUCCAAUUGCAGAUAUUCUUGAAAAACUAAACUUACUUAUUGGAUUACUUUUAAAUUCAGAAAGGAUGUUUGCAAAAAAAUACAUUAUAACACCUUUCUGUUUUCUCAAUGACAUUCAAUUUAGCAUUGAAAAAAGGCACAAGUUUAACUUUGUUCUACCAGAGUGAGUCUGACCACAAGUCAGAGACCACUAUGAUGACAAACCAAAUGUGUUUGAUGGAUCCUUUUAGUCUUCUUCUAAAGCCUCUUAAAGGUAAAGUAAUCCAAAAGCAACUGAAAGUAAUCAGAUUACGUUACUGAGUUUGGGUAAUCCAAAAGUUCCGUUACUGAUUAAAAUUUUGGACAGGUAACCAUUAACUGUAACAGAUUACAUUCAGAAAAUAAACUACCCAACCCUGUGUGUGUGUGCCCGUGUCCACAUAUGUUGUGUUUGUAUUCAACGAUAUCUGUGUGGGAUCCUCAGGCGACUCUGGGUGCGUGGCAAGAGUUUGAGGCAGAGAGAGAGGCAGUGUGGCAGUUUGUCAGCAGUACCAGCCCUGUCUUACAGAGGGAGCUCAUCUUCAGCAGCCUGGACAGCCUCAGGACUGAGCUGGGGUUUACCAAGGUAAGUCUGAAAGAGAUACAUCCAGUGUGUGUGUCUGUGCAUAUACAGUGGCUUGUGAAAUUAUUUACCCCCCUUGGCAUUUUUCCUCUUUUGUUGCCUUACAACCUGGAAUUAAAAUGGGUUUUUGGGGGGGUUUGUAUCAUUUGAUUUACACAACAUACCUACCAUUCUGAAGAUGCAAAAUAUUUUUUAUUGUGAAAAACAACAGAAAACUUGAGCGUGCAUAACUAUUCACCCCCCAAAGUCAAUACUUUGUAGAGCCACCUUUUGCAGCAAUUACAGCUGCAAGUCUCUUGGGGUAUGUCUCUAUAAGCUUGGCACAUCUAGCCACUGGGAUUUUUGCCCAUUCUUCAAGGCAAAGCUGCUCCAGCUCCUUCAAGUUGGAUGGGUUCCGCUGGUGUACAGCAAUCUUUAAGUCAUACCACAGAUUCUCAAAUGGAUUGAGGUCUGGGCUUUGACUAGGCCAUUCCAAGACAUUUAAAUGUUUCCCCUUAAACCACUUGAGUGUUGCUUUAGCAGUAUGCUUAGGGUCAUUGUUCUGCUGGAAGGUGAACCUCCGUCCCGGUCUCAAAUCUCUGGAAGACUGAAACAGAUUUCCCUCAAGAAUGUCCCUGUAUUUAGCACCAUCCAUCAUUCCUUCAAUUCUGACCAGUUUCCCAGUCCCUGCCGAUGAAAAACAUCCCCACAGCAUGAUGCUGCCACCACCAUGCUUCACUGUGGGGAUGGUGUUCUCGGGGUGAUGAGAGGUGUUGGGUUUGCACCAGACAUAGCGUUUUCCUUGAUGGCCAAAAAGCUCAAUUUUAGUCUCAUCUGACCAGGGUACCUUCUUCCAUAUGUUUGGGGAGUCUCCCACAUGCCUUUUGGCGAACACCAAACGUGUUUGCUUAUGUUUUUCUUUAAGCAAUGGCUUUUUUUUCUGGCCACUCUUCCGUAAAGCCCAACUUUGUGGAGUGUACAGCUUAAAGUGGUCCUAUGGACAGAUACUCCAAUCUCCGCUGUGGAGCUUUGCAGCUCCUUCAGGGUUAACUUUGGUCUCUUUGUUGCCUUUCUGAUUAAUACCCUCCUUGCCUGGUCUGUGAGUUUUGGUGGGCGGCCCUCUCUUGGCAGGUUUGUUGUGGUGCCAUAUUCUUUCCAAUUUUUAAUAAUGGAUUUAAUGGUGCUCCAUGGGAUGUUCAAAGUUUCAACAAAAAAAAUUAUAACCCAACCCUGAUCUGUACUUGUCCACAAGUUUGUCCCUGACCUGUUUGGAGAGCUCCUUGGUCUUCAUGGUGCCGCUUGCUUGGUGGUGCCCCUUGCUUAGUGGUGUUGCAGACUCUGGGGCCUUUCAGAACAGGUGUAUAUAUACUGAGAUCAUGUGACAGAUCAUGUGACACUUAGAUUGCACACAGGUGGACUUUAUUUAACUAAUUAUGUGACUUCUGAAGGUAAUUGGUUGCACCAGAUCUUAUUUAGGGGCUUCAUAGCAAAGGGGGUGAAUAGAUAUGCAUGCACCACUUUUCCGUUAUUUAUUUUUUUGAAUUUUUUGAAACAAGUUCUUUUUUUCAUUCCACUUCACCAUUUGGACUAUGUUGUGUAUGUCCAUUACAUGAAAUCCAAAUAAAAAUCAAUUUCAAUUACAGGUUGUAAUGCAAGAAAAUAGGAAAAAUGCCAAGGGGGAUGAAUAUUUUUGCAAGGCACUGUAUACAAAUUCAAAUUGAUGAUGAUCAUGAAAAUUGACAAUGACCACAAGCACAGUGUUUAUUAGUUGGUUAUUAUUCUCAACAGCUGUAUGGACAGUGCCUUCAGAAAGUAUUCACAUCCCUUGAUUUUGUCCACAUUUUGUUGUGUUACAGCCUGAAUUUAAAAAUUAUUAAAUUGAGAUUUGUUGUCACUAGCCUACACACAAUACCCUGUAAUGUCAAAGUGGAAUUAUGUUUUUUGAAAUUUUUACAAAUUCAUAAAAAAUGAAAAGCUGAAAUGUCUUGUGUCAAUAAGUAUUCAACCCCUUUGUUAUGGCAAGCCUAAAUAAGUUCAAGAGUAAAACAUUUGCUUAACAAGUCACAUAUUAAGUUGCAUGGACUCACUCCAAUAAUAGUGUUUAACAUGAUUUUUGAAUGACAACCUCAUCUCUGUACCCCACAUAUACAAUUAUCUGUAAGGUCCCUUAGUCGAGCAGUGAAUUUCAAAUACAGAUUCAACCACAAAGACCAGGGAGGUUUUUCAAUGCUUCGCAGAGAAGGGCACCUCUUGGUAGAUGGAUAAAAAAAGAAGCACACAUUGAAUAUCCCUUUGAGCAUGGUAAUGUUAUUGAUUACACUUUGGAUGGUGAAUCAAUACAACCAGUAACUACAAAGAUACAGGUGUCCUUCCUAACUCAGUUGCCGGAGAGGAAGGAAACCGCUCAGGGAUUUCACCAUGAGGCCAAUGGUAACAUUAAAACAGUUACAUAGUUUAAUGGCUGUGAUAAGAGAAAACUGAGGAUGGAUCAACAACAUUGUAGUUACUCCACAAUACUAACCUAAUUGACAGAGUAUUCCAAAAUAUGCAUCCUGUUUGCAAUAAGGCACUAAAGUAAUACUGCAAAAAAAUGUGGCAGAGCAAUUAACUGAAUACAAAGUGUUAUGUUUGGGGCAAAUCCAAUACAAUACAUUACUGAGUACCACUCUCCAUAUUUUCAAGCAUAGUGGCGGUUGCAUCAUGUUAUGGGUAUGCUUGUAAAUGUUAAGGACUGGGGAGUUUUUCAGGAUAAAAAAUAAACAGAAUGGAGAUAAGCACAUGCAAAAUCCUAGAGGAAAACCUGGUUCAGUGUGCUUUCCACCAAACACUGGGAGAUGAAUUCACCUUUCAGCAGGACAAUAACCUAAAACAGAAGGCCAAAUCUACACUGGAGUUGCUUACCAAGAAGGCAGUGAAUGUUUCUGAAUGGCCGAGUUACAGUUUUGUCUUAAAUCUGCUUGAAAAUCUAUGGCAAGACCUGAAAAUGGCUAUCUAGCAAUGAAUUUUGAAAAGAAUAAUGGGCAAAUGUUGCACAUUUGGAAAGCUCUUAGCGACUUACCCAGAAAGACUCACAGCUGUAAUAGAUGCCAAAGGUGAUUCUAACAUGUAUAUACUCUGGGGGUUGAAUUCUUAUCUAAUAAAGUUAUGUUAGUGUUUUAUUUUUCAUGAUUUUCUUUUACAAAUGAUAGAAUUGUUCUUCCAUUUUGGCAUUACAGAGUAUUUUGUGUAGAUCGUUGACAAAAAAUGACAAUUAAAUCCAUUUUAAUCCCACUUUGUAACACAACAACAUGUAGAAAAAGUAAAGGGGUGUGAAUACUUUCUGAAGGCACUGUAUCAAUUUGUUUCCAGGGGCUCCAUAAGAAGAGUUGGGAGUAUGUGGUACAGACAGACUCCCUGUUGAGGAAGGCAGCAGAGAUUCAGCUGGGUCAUAAGAACCAGACCCUCCUACAGCAGCAAGCCCAGCAGGCCACACAACAAGUCACACAACUGGAGGCCAGGCUCAAGAAGAUGUAAGGAUGUCUCCCUUCUUUGUACUUACUUUCUAUGAUAUAUUCACAUGCACAGUACUUUUCCUGCUUCAUCCUAUUCAGUUGUAGCAAUACUGUAGUAGAAUGGUUGUGUGUGUGUGUGUGUGUUUGUGAGUGUUUGUGUGUGUGUGCGCAGACUGACUCUCCUCCUGUCCUUGUCUUGCAGUGUUGACCAGCUGGAGAUGGUGUGUGUGUGGUGGGAGCGUUUCAUCAGGGAGUCAGAGGCCUUCUCCUCCUGGAUCUCAGAGAGGGAGCAAGAGCUGGACACUGUGGACCCCACCUCCUCCUCCUCCUCAGACCCCCUUGAUAAACACAUCAGCACAGUGGAGGUAUGAUGUGUUUGUGUGUGAAUGUGCAUAAAUGCGUGUUUGUGGGAGAAAUGCAGUUUAGUAUCACAGCGUCAUACUGUCCUUUAUACUAUUCCUCCCUCCCAUUCACACUCAAUUAUAUAGAGUCAAGAAGUAGUCUGUGCUUUGGUCACGAUCAGAGCAUCGCUUCGAUGACUGUUUAAUGAAUGCCCUACAUCAGUGUCUGUAUCACUGUGGGCCCCAGUUUCUACACACAGGCUUUCAGAUUGUAUGUGAACAGAUGAACAGAGACUGUAGAGACUGAUCUAAUAGCUCUAUUGGGAUCUACUUUGAAUUGCUUUCUCUCUCUCUCUGUCUGUCUCCCCCCUUUCUCUCUCUCUCUCUCUGUCUGUCUCACCUCUUUCUCUCUAUCUCUCUGUUUCUUCCUUCUUUCUCUCUCUCUCUCUGUCUGUCUCCUCUCUUUCUCCCUCUCUCUCUCUGUCUCCCCGCUUUCUCUUUCUCUCUGUCUGUCUCCCCUCUUUCUCUCUCUCUCUGUGUCUCCUCUCUUUCUCCCUCUCUCUGUCUGUCUCCACGCUUUCUCUUUCUCUCUGUCUGUCUCCACGCUUUCUCUUUCUCUCUGUCUGUCUCCCCUCUUUCUCUCUCUCUCUGUGUCUCCUCUCUUUCUCCCUCUCUCUGGCUGACUCCUCUCUUUCUCUCUCUGUCUGUCUCACCUCUUUCUUUCUUUCUCAGUCUGUUGGAGCAAAACUAGAAGAGCGGGCAGCCAUGUUGUCCCACCUGGAGGCGGAGUCAGAGGCUCUGUCAGGGUUUGUGACCCCUGGGGAGGCGGGGCGUAUCCGGGCGCGGCUGUCUCAGAUGGAGCGGUACUGGGAGGAGCUGAAGGAGAGCGUAGAACAGCUGGGGGGACAGCUCAACCAGAACGCCACCUACAGGCAGAGGUUUAACGACAACCUGGAACAGGUAAGACACACCUCUAUUGUGACUAGAAUUGCCACGGCAAUCUCCCAUUGACUUUAAUGCAUGAUUUACGCAAAAGUCCACGUUUCAUACACUUAUCUCAAGCUAAGAUUUGUUCAUUACAUCUGGUUUACUGUAAAUUAUAUAUGUGUUAGUACACUGUAGUAAGUGGUGAUUUUGAAUGAUGUCUUCAUCAGGUGAAGAGAACGAUGGCUGACCUCAAAGAGAAGCUGGACAUCACCAUCACCUGCUGUACAUCCUCCUCAGAGACCUACAGAGUUCUCCAGGACCAUAUGGUACACAAUGACUCAUGUCCUUCUUUCUCAGCAUGCUGCACUACAAUAUAAUGUGUCCACACUGCUACAUCAACUAAAAUAAUUGCAUAUGACAUAUGUUUAUCAUGUUAGGAUAAGAUAUGGUAGUCACAUUUGUUUGUGCGUACAUGACAUUUCUAUGUUGGCAAUUCUUCCAGGACGUAACCCAGGCCUUGGAGCAGCUGAAGCCCAGGCUGGUGGCUCUGUGCUUGAGUAAAAAGAGGCUGGGUGAAGGGGAUCUGCUGGAGGGAGAGGUGGCUAACCUCCAGAAGGACCAGGGAGAAUACAUAGAGCAGGCUGCAGAGAAAAAGGCUACACUGGAGAAACUGCUGGCACUAUGGCAAAAGUAAGGAGACAAUGUGUGUGUGUGUUUGUGCAUGCGUACACCCGUGUGUGUAUGCAUGUCUGUGUCUGCGUGUGUGUGUGUGUGUGUGUGUGUGUGUGUGUGUGUGUGUGUGUGUGUGUGUGUGUGUGUGUGUGUGUGUGUGUGUAUACAGGAGACCUCAUCUGGUACCCUGGAGGUUUUUGUAUUGGGGAUUAGUAGUGCAGUACUGGGUGCUGUGGAGAGAUAGGACUUUCCCUUUAUGUCCCUGUCACUGACAGACAGCAGUAACACACAGACAUGGGCUGCCCACUCAUAAUGGAAGUGUGUGUGUGUGUGUGUGUGUGUGUGUGUGUGUGUGUGUGUGUGUGUGUGUGUGUAAAAUCACUAGGGAAGCCAAGACAGUAAAAAAGCCAUAUUACAACCUAUGUUGUGAUAAUUGCAUUGUUUGCCCUAUAACCCAUUCGUUCAUAUGUCACCGUGAUAUACAAUAAGGCCGAGACAACAAAAAGACAACAUUUACACAGUGGCGGAAUAAAUUCAACGACACCUACAUUUGUUUAAUCACAAAACUGGAGAGCAACAUCUGUCCGGUGAAGAGCACAAAGCAAAUAUUGCAUGUAACAAACAGUUACAUGACCUACAGCAUGGUCAAGCAAGUUAAUGUUUUCGACAGUUUACUAAACAAUAACUGAUUUAGAACCACAGUGUUACCACAAGUCAGCAGAAAGACAACAGGAGCACUGCCUCCGCUAUUCCAGCACCAUUUCAACUUAAACGUUUAAACAUCAUCAAAUCAACAAGGCUAUAUAUGCUUAGUUGAAUACAAUGAAAACAAUUUUACAUACAAUCCAAUCAAUGUUGCAAAAUAUCAUGUGGCUGUCCAUGGUACUGAUUUCUGUGUGUGUGUGUGUGUGUGUGCGUGCAUGCGCAAGUAAAACAUUUUUUUUAAUCUACUUGUAGACUAGUUGAAUGCCAAUGCCAUCCUCCUCUCUUUCAUGUUGGCAAAACGGUCUAUGGCUCUCUCAUACAGUAUGCUUUUAGUUUUUGUUGGAAUAGGCUACCUAGCUAAAAUGCUUGUUAGCCUAACUUCCUCGCAUGGGCAACAGUGAACCAGCUAAUUUAGCUAGCUAGUUAACAUGAGCCUACUAGGCUAUAUCUAGGCUACAUAUUGAACUUUAAUCAUCUCAGGCCAGUGGCACAAUAUAAACAUUUAUGGUUAGAUCAGAAUCGCAGUCAUAAUCAUUGGCCUUGUUGUAGAAAUUCUACACAGGGACACUCUAAGUAAAUCUUAAAUGAAUCAUUGUUUAUUAACAGUUAACUGGAGAGGUUCCAACAAACUUGAUGCACCAUAGUACACGUCUGUCAGGAGCUCUAUCGGGGCAGUCCCGUUAGAUCUCUUAUAUACUGCUUACACGUUACAUAGGCAUGAUUUAGCUUAUUCAUCAUUCAUAAUUAAUUCAUCCUUAACGUUUGGUUCAUGCAUGUGACCGACCAGUACUGGUUCAUGCAUGUGACAGACCAAUACCUCACGAGGCGUUUUGCUGCGACAGGACAACCCACAAUUGAGCUCAGCUUAACACUCAUUGGCUAAUUCUUUAAAAAAUGUAUCCGGUGAGAUUCAGCCACUUGCGAAUUGAAGGAAAAUUAUGAAAACACAGAGAUAUUAGUCAAAUAUUUGGGGAAGCCUGGCUUCCGUUAGCAACCAUGAAUACACACCACUGUUGUGUGUGUGUGUCAGUAAUAUUAUAUUAUGAACUAGAAGGUGUGUAUUGGGUAAAUAUUUUUGCUACCAAUUGUACUAGACCUUAUUUCCUGUCCGGUAUUUAAAAGUGUCCUCUGUCCUGUUUGUCUCAGGUAUGAGAAGGAGAGUUUCAGUCUCAGGUCCUGGUUAGACAGAUGUGAGUCUGUCUGCUGUCCAGACACUCACCUCCUCUCUACAGACAAAGCAAAGCUGAUGAAUGAGCUGCAAACUGUACAGGUAAAAAGUGUUAACAUCAAUCCACAAUCAUAUUUCAAUAAAUAAAUUAUAAUAAAUUAUACUUAUUUAAUCAUAUUUUAUGAUAUUACAGGAAAUGCAGAGUGAUUUGCAGUCCCAUGAAGCUUCUCUGCAGGGUGUGGUGAGUUUGGGGGCGUGUCUCUACCCUACAGCACCAGAGGGGCGGGUCAGAGAACUCACUGAUGACAUCACACAGCUGGAGGAGAGAUACACCUCAAUGAAAGACAGUAUAACACAAAGGUUAGGAAGUGUGUUAUGUUCAAUCUGACAUAAUACACCUACAGUAUAUAUACAGAUUACCAAAGUAGGAUUUCCCAUCAAGGCCACUUUUUUACCACUUGGUACACACACACUUACACCUCUCUCCUCUGCAGGCUGCAGCAGCUGCAGACACACCUGUCUCAGGUGGAGCUCUUUGACGAGGCCCUGCUGACCCUCACCCAGUGGAGCGAGAACUUCCUGUCUGUCCUCAGAACCACUUCCCAGGUCAACAUAGCUGACCUGCAGAGUGCUGUCACCCAGGUCAAGGUGAGUCAGACUAAGUUUUUUGCCUGAAUUGUGUCUUAAUUGUGCUAUAAACCCUUUGAGAUGACAAGGAUUGAUCCUGUAAAAUAGAUGAUGAAUUUGUACGUGAAUGUUGAUGUUGAUGCUUUUAGGCUAAACUCUUCACUGCCUUUCCCAGGAGAAUGAGGAGUCUCUCCAGGAGCAGACAGCCCUGAGAGAGACCCUGCAGCAGAGAGAGUCCUCCCUCCUCUCCUUCUCCUCCCCAGAGGCCCAGCAGCAGCUCCAGGGCCAGAGGGAGGACUGCCUGCAGCCACUCAGUGAAGUCCAACGCCUGCUCCUCCUCCGUGGGGAGAGCCUGGCUGAGCUGGGGGUCUUCCUCCAGAGCCACGGAGCUGCAGCCUUGGCGGUCAGGGGCCUCCGGGAGGCUGUGGAGGGCAGGGGGAGCUGGGAGCGAUCGAAGGCUGAGGAGCUGCACCGCGGGCUGGGGGAGGUGGCCGGGGACGUGGCCCGUCUGGAGGCCCAGGCGGUGGGGUUGGAUGGGAGGCUCAGCAAGGCCCACCUCCACCUGAGUGGGGCGGAAUGGAAAGGCUCCAAGGAGGGGGGUCUGGGUCAAGGUCCCGCCCAGGGGAGGACGUCGUGCAGGGGCCAGGCUGUGGCCCUCAUGGUGGCCCUGGAGGGGGUGCAGCGGGGCCUGGGGUGGAGGCAGAGCGAGGCGGAGGCCCUGGGGGCGCUGUGGACCUCCUUCAGGGAGAGGAGGGAGGAGGUGAUGAGGAGUCUGAGGGAGCUGGAGGAGAGGGCCAGGCAGGAGGGGGCCAGAGAGAGCAGCAUACAAGCCUUUCAGAACAGGUACAACUAAUAUCUCUCAUAAUAUAGACACUGCCAGUGGCAGAAUACAACAAAAAUACAGCCUUUUACAUCUAAUUUUAUGGUUUACAGUGAGGGAAAAAGUAUUUGAUCCCCUGCUGAUUUUGUACGUUCGCCCACUGACAAAGAAAUGAUCAAUCUAUAAUUUUAAUGGUAGGUUUAUUUGAACAGUGAGAGACAGAAUAACAACAACAAAAAUCCAGAAAAACGCAUGUCAAAAAUGUUAUAAAUUGAUUUGCAUUUUAAUGAGGGAAAUAAGUAUUUGACCCCCUCUCAAUCAGAAAGAUUUCUGGCUCCCAGGUGUCUUUUAUACAGGUAACGAGCUGAGAUUAGGAGCACACUCUUAAAGGGAGUGCUCCUAAUCUCAGCUUGUUACCUGUAAAAAGACACCUGUCCACAGAAGCAAUCAAUCAAUCAGAUUCCAAACUCUCCACCAUGGCCAAGACCAAAGAGCUCUCCAAGGAUGUCAGGGACAAGAUUGUAGACCUACACAAGGCUGGAAUGGGCUACAAGACCAUCGCCAAGCAGCUUGGUGAGAAGGUGACAACAGUUGGUGCGAUUAUUCGCAAAUGGAAGAAAUACAAAAUAACUGUCAAUCUCCCUCGGCCUGGGGCUCCAUGCAAGAUCUCACCUCGUGGAGUUGCAGUGAUCAUUAGAACGGUGAGGAAUCAGCCCAGAACUACACGGGAGGAUCUUGUCAAUGAUCUCAAGGCAGCUGGGACCAUAGUCACCAAGAAAACAAUUGGUAACACAUUACGCCGUGAAGGACUGAAAUCCUGCAGCGCCCGCAAGGUCCCCCUACUCAAGAAAGCACAUAUACAGGGCCGUCUGAAGUUUGCCAAUGAACAUCUGAAUGAUUCAGAGGAGAACUGGGUGAAAGUGUUGUGGUCAGAUGAGACCAAAAUGGAGCUCUUUGGCAUCAACUCAACUCGCCGUGUUUGGAGGAGGAGGAAUGCUGCCGAUGACCCCAAGAACACCAUCCCCACCGUUAAACAUGGAGGUGGAAACUUUAUGCUUUGGGGGUGUUUUUCUGCUAACGGGACAGGACAACUUCACCGCAUCAAAGGGACGAUGGACGGCGCCAUGUACCGUCAAAUCUUGGGUGAGAACCUCCUUCCCUCAGCCAGGGCAUUGAAAAUGGGUUGUGGAUGGGUAUUCCAGCAUGACAAUGACCCAAAACACACGGCCAAGGCAACAAAGUAGUGGGUCAAGAAGAAGCACAUUAAGGUCCUGGAGUGGCCUAGCCAGUCUCCAGACCUUAAUCCCAUAGAAAAUCUGUGGAGGGAGCUGAAGGUUCGAGUUGCCAAAUGUCAGGCUCGAAACCUUAAUGACUUGGAGAAGAUCUGCAAAGAGGAGUGGGACAAAAAUCCCUCCUGAGAUGUGUGCAAACCUGGUGGCCAACUACAAGAAACGUCUGACCUCUGUGAUUGCCAACAAGGGUUUUGCCACCAAGUACUAAGUCAUGUUUUGCAGAGGGGUCAAAUACUUAUUUCCCUCAUUAAAAUGGAAAUCAAUUUAUAACAUUUUUGACAUGCGUUUUUCUGGAUUUUUUUGUUGCUAUUCUGUCUCUCACUGUUCAAAUAAACCUACCAUUAAAAUUAUAGACUGAUCAUGUCUUUGUCAGUGGGCAAACGUACAAAAUCAGCAGGGGAUCAAAUACUUUUUUCCCUCACUGUAUAUAUGUUGUAUACAUUGAGUUAAAUCCCCACUGUCCCCUGUCUCUUCUCCCCAGUCUGCGAUUCUUUGUCCAGUUGGAGGAUGAGCUUCAGUCUCUGCAGCAUUCCCAGCAGUGGCUAAGGGAGAGGGGAAGCCAGCUGGCCCAGAGAGACAGUGAGCUGGCUGGGGAGGCCCUCAGGGAGGUGGGCCUGGUGGAAACAGCCUGGGAGAAUGUCAGGAAGAUCAUCACUGAUGGGUGAGGGAGGGAGUGGGGGAGGGGAGAGGAUGGGAUGGGCUGGUUGGGUGGUGAAGUAGAUCCAGCAUUUGUUAUUGUGUCAGUCAGCUCACUAUGAUGAACAUGAGGCAGUAGCUGGGGUCUCUGUGCAUUGUUUCAGAAAAAGUUACAUUUACUUUGUCAAUGAACAAAAUGUUUUCUUCAUAUUUUCCAUUUGUCCAGAGAGGAUUGUUACCUGUUCACAGUCUUAGUUACAUCAAGUUGUCAUUGUUGUCUCUCCCCCUCCAGUCAGGAGCGGUGUGGACACCUGGUGGAGCUGCUACGUCACUUCCAUUCCCUCAGGUCCACCCUCAGUACCACUGUAGAGAACGCCUUGACCGUCACCCACAACCAGCCUGACCACAACCACAACCCAGAGGAGGCCAGGAGAAUACUCUCACGGGUCAGUCACACUGUAAUUAACCGUGGUCAUCUGUAGCUCAGCUGGUAGAGCAUGGCGCUUGUAACGCCAAGGUAGUGGGUUCGAUCCCCGGGACCACCCAUACACAAAAAUGUAUGCACGCAUGACUGUAAGUCGCUUUGGGAUAAAGCGUCUGCUAAAUGGCAUAUUAUUUAUUAUUAUUCUCCAACAGUAGAGUCCUAUCUACUGUAUUGUAAUGAAUGAUACUGAUACAAUAGCAGGUAUAUCAAUAUUUCACAUGCUUGUAAUACAGUUAAAGCAAUGCCUUAUACAGUCAGAUAAACUGUAGAGUCACAUAUGGUUCUUAUAGUACAGUCAGCCUACAAUGCUUUUGGGAUAAUAUCUAUGCUGUGGUUUCCACCUAGUGGCAAAGUGUUGUCAUUACAUACAUGUAUCUCCUGUCUCAACAGCACGAGGCAGUGAUAGCUGAGCUGAGAGGAAGACAGGAGGACAUGGACCUGUUAAUCAGUUCAGGAGAGGACCUGCAGAGAGAGCUGGAGAACGUUCCACACUGUGACUCCAACAGCAUCCAGAGAGGCAUGGAGACACUCAGGGACCAGUGGCUGCAGGUGAGGGAGCUAGGAUGGGGAAGAGAGCUUAGGGUUUCAUCUCUUCUGGGUGUAGAUGGUUUGGUUUUGUAAUUCACUUUGGAGGCAACAGAUUGUUAAAUCACAAUCUUUCACUCUUCCUCUGUACAUAUUUGUUUGUUUGUCUAUCUCAUUUCCCCUCUCUCUCUCUCUCUCUCUCUCUCUCUCUCUCUCUCUCUCUCUCUCUCUCUCUCUCUCUCUCUCUCUCUCUCUCUCUCUCUCUCUCUCUCUCCUCCUGUGGGAUUCAGCCGACUGCUCAGCUGUCACAAAUGAGCAUGCAAUAUCAACAAGUCUAGACAUGUUGUCUGCCUUUCUCUCUCUCACUCUCCCCCCUAUCUUUAUCUCUCUACCUCGCUACCUCUUGAAAACAAAGAUUGACUCUUUCUCUCUAUCUCCUUCUCUUAAUUACAGGCCAAUAACUGUCAAGAGAGAGAGACAGAGAUUCUGAAAGCUGUUGUUGAACUAGCAGGUAUAUAAAUGGUCAAUUGAUUGGUCUGUGUGCUUGUCCUGUCCUGUAGGUAUCAGAGAGGAUCCAGACCAACACUGAGAGACUAGGCCAUUGUGUGUCCCUAUUGGAUGACCUUAAGACCAUGGAACGGGACAUCGACCAAUGGGCAGAAGCCUCCAUCGCUGACCUCACUGAGUGUGUGGCCAAUCUUAGUGACAGGCAGGGGACAGAGACACACCUUGCCACUUUCCAGGUUAGACCCAGCUGGGCGGUCUAGUCUAGUAUGGAUGAAGGUCAUCACAUUGUUCACUGUUGCUAGACCUAAUGUAAAAAGAAAAUCCAAGGAUGCCAGUUGAAAGAGUCUCUUACUGUGUUGUAUCAGGCCGAGGUGGAGAGGAGAGAACAGAGGCUGGAUGACCUGCAGGAGAGGGUGACCAAGCUCAAGGACCUGGCCAAGCUCCAGGAGACCCCCAUCCAGCUGCAGGUACGUUUUGGGUUCAGAGGCCAUGUUAUCCAACAUGUUAUCCUCAGCAGGAGGAGACUUAACCAAGCAACUUGUGGAGAAUGUCAACCAUAUGUCUCUCUGUUUCUCUCAGGUGAUGGAGUGUGACCUGAGGAAGAAGAUCAGUCAUGCCCAGGAGGUGUUUGACCAGGCCAGACAUUCUCUGACCUACUUCAGCUUCCAGAAGCAGCGCUUGGAGGACCUCAUGUCCCAGAUGGCCGAGCGGCUGGAGACCGUGGAGAGCUCAUUGUCUGACCUGACUGGACCCUCCGGACCAGAGGAUAUGAUUAGAGUCAAGGUAUAAUAUUACCAAUAUUACCCGUUCCAUUUCAACCAACCAGAAUACCACAUCUUGAUGAAAGGAUUUUUCUUCCCAGUCUCUCAGUUUUAUAGAGUGUAUAGAACUUUGACAAAUGGUGAAUUUGACUGUUUAUCACUUUCAAUGAUCACAGAAAUCCGUUCAAAUACCAUUGUAGGUAUGUUAUUUCCUAUCCUAAGCUAGUAAAAAUCUAUUCUAUUGAAUUCUAUUUCCAGCCACCCCUGAGUGACAGUCAAUACCCUCUCUCCCCUUCCCUCUCCCCAGGAUCUCCAAAGUGCCCUCCAGCAGCAGAGGGGUGAUAUAGACAUGGCCAGAGAGACGCUGAGCUCCCUCUGUAGGUCCCACCCCUCCCAGGAGCUUACCCAUAUGUCCUCUGACCUCACCCUGCUGGCCAAGAGGACCGAGGCUGCAGCCCAGCUCAGCUCCAGGACCCGUGGGACUCUGCAAGACGCACUGCAGCUGCGUUUCAACAGUGAGGAGAGGGUUAAAACUGGGUUUUAUGCUGUUAUAUUUACGUGCUAAAGGUUGAUUUCCCAUUGUAAGUUUCAAAUAGAUAUAAAUUCAAUUCCCAGUGUUUGCUGUCUCCCAUCCAAACGGCCCCCUCUUCAUUGUAACCCUUGCUUGUAUUACUGUAUACAGACUCUGUGGAUGGACAAUAGCAGAGCAGCCAGGGGACAAUGUAAGAAUAGAUUGCAUAAAGUAGGACACAUGAAAACACCAACGAGGAGCUGACAUGAUAAAGUAGCUCAGGACACUGGGGAUAGAAUAAAGGCUGCGUUAUACUGCCUCAUACAUAACAAAGGAGUUAUGACAGAUUGAUCCCUGUAAAGACCUUUUAUCUGUACCAUAUAGCAUCACAUGUUGCUUUUAAAUGCUACUGGUGCCUUAGAUUGCAUUUUGAUUAGCCUUGACUUUCCCCAGGGCACACACAAACUGCACUGACACACUGUCUGGCACACACACACCUGUGCCUCUGAGAGUAAUGUCGAUCUCGUCACCGGUGCUCUCAGGGGAGUAAUUUGGGCUUGUUGCCAAGGCAACCAUGUGCUGCACCAUGCAGACACACCCACACAUCCCAUCUGCCUCACAGAAUCUCUCCUCCCUCGCCCUCCCUUGUUCGCUGACACAAUCUCUCCCUUUCUCCCUCUACUCUCUCUCCGCCUCAAUUCUCCUUCCCCUUGUCUACCAUAUCUUCUCCCUCAUCCUCUCACUCCUUCUCUCUUCUGUUCUCAUCCUGUUUCUCGUUCAUUUGUUCUUUCCAUCUGAGCAGAGGUCGUUCAAGAGUUUAACUCCUGGCUCUCUGAACGGAAGGCGGAGCUAAAAGAAUGUUCUGACCAAUCAGGAGAUGUCACCUCCCUGGGAACCAAGGUGGAGAGGCUAAAGGUACUGUCAAUCAUAUUUAACUGUUGUUAAGUGUUUAUACUAUUAUUGUUACUGCUCUGUUAUCUAUGCUAUACUGCUUUAGUACUGGUCUAAACUAUUCACCACCUUUCCCCUCCUGUCCCCCAGGUGGCGCUGGAGCAUGUGGAGGAGGGCGAGCAGCACCUGGGCCAGGUGUGUGACGAGGCAGAGAGGCUGCUGCUCCACCUGCCUAAGGCGGGGUCGGGACAGGUGCAGGAGCGCCUCUCUUCUUGCCUGAGAGACUGGGAGGGGUACAAGGAGGGGUGCAGACAGACCCAACAAGACCUGGAGGAGGGAAUUGCUCUACUGACAGGGUGAGUGUGUUUGUAUGUGUCUAGCAGAUUGUCCUACCAGAAUUGUAAGUGUGAGUUUGUGUAACACAAAUUACCCUGUUUAUUCUGAGAAUGUAGAAGAAUGAUGUUGUUUUGUUGUGUAAUGAUGCUAAAUAAUUUCCCAAAGGAAAUCAAAGUGUUCUAGCUAACUAACUUCGCUUGUUUUAGUUGUAGUCACAUUGGCAGUGUUCCUCUUUCCCAGGUUUGAGGGCCGUGUGGAGGGGCUAAGGGACUGGCUGGAACAGAUGGAGCGUAGCCUGAAGAGAGAGCCUCCUCUGGGGGGAGUGGAGCAGCCAGGAGUCCCUGACAGCACUGACGAGCUGGAGAGAGUGGAGGAGAUCCACAGAAAGCUGCUGACAAAGAGGUUUGUGUUUGUUGAGUUCUAAAUUAAAGAGCCUUAAAUAGCACUGAGAUGAGACAUUCAUCUUGAUAAAGCAUGGAGGUGGUAAAUGUUGCUGCAAUGUUGUUAUAUUUCAUUAUCGGUAACUGACAUACUGUAUACACACACUGUAUGCUAGUCAGUCAUUGAUUCACCUUAAGUUGUUGCUUUACCAUCUCUCUCUCCCCCCAGGAGUUCUCUGGAUCGUCUCAGCCAGGAGGCCCAGUCUCUGCGUGAGGCAGGUCGAGGCUGUGGAGGGGAGGUGAAGGCCACAGCCCAGCUCCAGACCCACCACCAGGCCUUGCUGCAGGGGACCAGGGAGCGCCUGAGAGGCUGCCUGGAGAGCCAGGCGUUCGGAGAGACCCUGCAUGGGGUGUGGCUCUGGCUGGAGGACAUCCAGGAGCGGCUGGGAAGUCUGGGGAGCACCAUGGGCAACAAGAAGGAGCUGGAAGAGAGGCUGGAGCAAGUGCAGGUAUGUAAGGAGGGAGCAAUGCCCCCCCACACGCACACACACACAAACUCACACAAACACACUCGGACACACACUUAACACAUUUGUUGAUCUACAUACCCUUUCACACACUCUCCACAUUCUGCAUACACCCCCCACACCCACUGUGACUGGAGUUAUACAUUGCUGUAGUUCUUUAAACAGACACAAGAGAGCGCUGUUGUUUACUACUGUACAGGAAGUUUUCCUGCCUGAACACAGUACUGUAAUACUGACCUUCCCCUCUGACCCUUUUGUUGGUCCAUUCAGGACAUCCUGCUUCUGAAGGGUGAGGGCGAGGUGAAGCUGAACAUGGCGGUGGGGAAGAGUGAAUUGGCCAUCAGGAGCAGCAGUGGGGAGGCGGGACAGGAAGUGAUCCGCUCUCAGCUGCAGGAAGUGGAGGACGUGUGGGCCACGCUGCUGGUGACCGCCAUGAGCUGCCACAGGUAG
Coregonus sp. 'balchen' is the source of this 60324-nucleotide messenger RNA. Lineage: Eukaryota; Metazoa; Chordata; Actinopteri; Salmoniformes; Salmonidae. The record is from the annotation of a GenBank genome assembly.